GCUUUCCCCCGGCAGCACUCAGCAUCUCACCAGCAGCGGACUCAAGGACUUUUGAGACCGCCUCGACGCGCAACAGAAGGCUCUCCUCACAGUACGGUAUACAAACAGCGCGCAGGACAACUUUCACCCGCGUUAUUACGCAUGACUCGAGCUUUGCGCAUAAGCGCGACAGAAACACCGUGUGAGGAGAAACUGAUGGGAUUCUGAGGGAAUAAAGAAGGAAAACGAGAAGAUUCAAGAGACAAUUUGACGACAGAUUUUUUUUGGUUAUCAUGAUCCCCGUAUGCUUGAUGGGAUAUCCUCUUCUUGCCCUGUGAUUAUUCAGCUCUACGCGUAUAGGUCAAACGACUUGUCUGAAAUAUUCAUUUCACAUCAAAAUGGAUCUGUGGGGAGUUUAUCUGUUUCAUCUGAUAACUUCAGGUAAGUGAAUAUCUUCUUUCCCAUAUCAAUCCCAUCAGAGGGAGAUAAACUUUAUCGCCUGGUUCAUCAAGACUUUGGUUUAAAUGCAGCGAAUCUAACUGGAGUUUCACGACUCGUCUUACUUAUGCGUUUUGGACACAGGUGCAGUCUACAUAUUUAUCCAUGAUCGCGAACAAACUUAGGUUUUCGGACAGCCAAGCAGCUCUGUAAGAAUGCGGGAGCGUGGAUUAACCGAGAUCAGCUGCGUAGUCCAGCUCUGUGCGUUUGGGAAUGCAAACGCAGCCGGACGCAAACACGCACGUGCUCAAAUGUGUGCGUUUGAGCGCGUGUGCGCUGGAAAAAAAAAACAGCAUAUGAGCGCUCAGUUUUGGUGAAUUAUAGUUUGAGCUUGAAUUUAACACUCUUCAGAAGCCUCUUUUUCAUCUCACAUCUAUGUACAUUGAUUUUUGGCACACUAAUAUAUGACUCUUUACCUUUGCACAAAGUACAGUCUUUCCUACUCAGCUACGACAUGGACCCUCUGCUCCAUGCAAUACACUUGUUUUAUUGUUUAAUCUACCAAACCAUCCAAACUGAGCAUCCUCAGCAGUAUAUCAGUCGGUGCAGUGUCACCGGCUACCUGCUCUCCAUGUAAUUGAACUAGAAGCAGAAAUAUUGAUUUUUGUAGCAACAAUCCUCUGUGCUUUGAGAGCUGAUCUGUGUGUGUUGUUGGCUCCCUCUGUCCCUCUGUCAUUGCGCACACACGUGUCACACACAAACCUGCUGCCACUAACUAUUGCUAAUAUGAUUACACACACUGAUGGCCAUGACACCCGUGAUAAUCAUUUUAAUUGGCACCAGCUUCUCUGCUUAACAAAGGCAGGGAUGUGCAUUAUAUCUUUCCUCUGCAUUCAUUAUUAAUAAGCUCUAUGGAGAUGUUCAUUAGAGGGAUGAAUGGAGAUGGCAGGGAGGAAUUCUGAAUGAAAAUGAGUCCAGUUUGCCUCUUGAAUCAGCUAUCACUAACAUUUGAUUUAGAAGUAGUUUUCAAUCAUUUUGUAUGCAGAAAAAAGGAUCCCUAGAUUAACUCCUAAAAAAACUCAAGUUCACCUUAAAAGGAGAGAUGCUGCUUUGUGCUUGUUUGCAAUCUGCCCAAAUCAAUCAAGCAACACCAAACAGCAAGAGGUCAGAAAUCCUGUGCUUUCAGAAUGGCUCAACCCUUUUUUUUUGGGACUUUCUGCAGCAAAACCCCUGAGCUCACACAUAAUCCAGCUCCUCAAACUACUCCAGAUACCUGCCAGGCAACACUGAGGGUUCUGAAAACACCACAAUCCUCCUCUAAGAGCAAACAUGAGAAGCAGUUUGUCUCAGUAGAGAAUAGUGGUCACAGUGGUUUGGCAUCACCAGAUUGCUUCUUGGCUUUUAUUUGCUGGCUUUGUUGUAUGAAACUGCGGUUCAACUAUGUAAUAAUUCUGUCUUUCCUUGUAUCUGUGCCCAAUUUUGAAACAUAAUCAUGUCUCAUUUGAUCUACUCCAUAAGUGCAUUUACUCUUACUCAAUACGAACGUCAGGAGAGUCGUAGUUAAGACUCUUAGAAGGUCGAGGAGCAUGAUCCAUUAAUUCUGUAGUUGCUGGACUCACAGAUAUGCUUCAUGGCUUUUCUAUUGUCACAAUUUUUCCUCUUUUUUUUUGGCCUUUAAACUGUAAACUUGCUGUUUUUUAUGAUACCCAAUUGCUGAUCUGACAAAACAAUUGUUUUCAGAAAUUUCUCGCCAAGACUUUGGCAAAUACAGAUGGAAAGUGUUCAUCGUCUCUGGGUCAAAACAAACUUUUACAGUGAACUGAACAGCUUCGGCCUAGAACAACCAUUAACAAAUGCAGUUCAGCAUCCCAAAUAUAAUUUUUUAAUCAGAGUACGAUACUAAAUUCUUUACCAAUAUACUGUUUAUUUAUAUUUGUUUAUAAUGAUAUCUACACGUAUUACUAACUCCUUUGCUUCUUGGUCUGAUUGAAACCUUGACGUGUUGAGUCCAGGUCCUGAAGAAAACACCGACCCUGCAAAAGGUCCGUUUGUGCAUCGACAAGAGUUCAAACUGAAUCGCUGUGGCCUCCUCUGUUAUGAAAAAUGAAAUGAACCCCAGAGAAGGAGUCGACUGUCCAAGCUUUGAUCUUAUCUGCAUGAUAAAUGUGCGCUGGGGCUCCCACUGACAGAUCCAUGCCGAGGCUCAAAUUUAUAAAGAAUUAAGCUCAAUUGUGCAGCAUAAGUGUUUUUUUUUUUGGAUUAGAUAAGCAUUUUCCGGCAGUAUUAAUUUGAAACGGUAAAAAGGGAGCACCACGGUCACAUAGCGACAGCUUCAUAUCAAGGCACAAAUCCCAAAUGUAGCGCAGGGUGAUUGCAUUUGAUAUUAGUGGAUCAAACUGAAGGCGCUGGUUGUGAUCUCCUGUGACUCCGGCUCCGUUGGUGGCUGAAUUGAGAAAAGUAAAAGCAGCUGACAAGGAUAUGCAAAUUAGUCAUACUGGCUCCAAUAAUUAGAAAAAUCCUCAUCAGGGCCUCUCACGACCAGUUUGUAGUUUGUUCUCAGAUUAUCAGUUUUUAAACUUAAAUCAGAGCUUCUCUCUACGUGCUCCAGUCUACAAGCGUCAUGCUACUCUUUCUGAUUUAAUGGUUUUGACAUUGUGGGAUAUGACCUGUGUCUUUAAUGGAGAUAGAUAAGUACUGUCGAGCAUGCUAUUAGCGAGCAUAUUGGCUGGCCUCUUGUAGGAGAUUUGUCAUGAAUCUCAUUUGAGGCAGGGAGCGGCCAUGAAGAACACGCGGGCCAUCACACGCUCAUGCUUUCACCAUGAGGGGCAGAUAGGCCAGUCAAUGCUGGUAAAUUGUGGACUUUAGUGGUGAGAGGAGAUAGUCAUACCCUCGUGGAUUGAUUUUCACCAAGCCGUUGAUAACCUGUUACCACUGACACCCCAUUUAAGACCCAUUUCUCAUUUGCUACUGCUCAGGGUUAAGCACUUAAAUUUCAUCCACGCCUAUAAAACCAGGUGAUAAUACAGCACUAGAGAUUCAAUAUUGAGCUUCAAGUGAUGUUAUUUCAUACAUUUUUUAACACAUUAUCAUCACUUCAUAAAAAUUAUAGAAACAAAUGACCUCCUACAGUCAUUUUUUGAAGAUUUAAUAACAAAAUUUACAUCCAAGGGGAUUAUGAGUUACGGUUUCAUUUCACUUUUCUAUUAUUGCUCCCUUGGUUUUCUAAAUGAGUUCUCAGAGUAGAAGUGUUAUUUAACAGUUUUUUUAUUUUAUAGCCGGCUGUACAAUGUGAUUCUGGUUUAAUGAAAACAGCAGCAUAGUUCAACACUUCAGUGCCAGCCCAUCUUUUAUUAAUGAUGAACCGGGUGACACAAAAUAGCAGCUAUGUGUGAUUAUCAUGGAGGCGAAGUGUAGUGUUUAAAUGAUGAAUAUUACUCUUUAAACUUAAAAAAAUACUUAAAAAAACUGAAUCCAUGCUACAUUUAUGUCUAACAAAACCUGGCUGGUGUUGAUAUGAGGGGGAGGAUUUAGUUUAGAUGUGUAGCAUGGCGAAUCCAGCACCAUGGAGAGACUCUGUUUCACUGUUUAAUGGUAGAAGAGAUGAGGAGGGAAGAAGCUCAAGUGUUAUUGAGCAAAUAUUUAGUGAGGGACUGUAAAUGACAAAUUCAUCACGUGGUUCUGACUUUGGACUGUUAAGUUGAAUGUCAAAGUUGAUUUCUAAAAUAGACAUGUCCAAUGUGCUUUCUCUUCAAAAACUUGCUGGCAGCCCGUUUUCUUGUGGUGCUGAAGGUGAAAUUCUCUCAGACUUCAGAAGUUUCAGGACACAAUGGGAUUGCAGAGCUUGCUGCCAUGUUGCAAUGCUUACUUCACCUGUUGCUUCCCAGUCACUGUUUUGCAUGUGCAUCACUCUUCAAAGAUGGUGAGGAUGCAAGAUGUCUUAUUCCUUGGUAGUUUACUUUGCAAUGAUUUGUUGACCUGACACCUUCUUUAUACUGUUACACAUGUAGUGCUCUCAGCAGAGAUAGUAUGGAUGCUAUCCAUUAGAAAUUCAACUCUGGAAAACAGUGUUGUCUUUGCACUUGAGUAAAACAAGCACAAUGGCGUCACAGACUAACUUUUGACAUUUAGUUUUCUACAACUACUUUUGCAACAUCAAUGAAUCUCUGCUCUGUAUUAACAGAGUACAUAUUUUUAAAGGUUAUAAUGUGUGUAUGUGAGAGAGAGUAAAUAUGGGGAUUAAAGAGUAGGUGAAGACGUGCAGCAAAGAUUUGCAGCCAGGAGUGGAAUUGGCAACUGAUGCAAUGAGAACUAUUAGCUUCUGUACACGCAACUCAGCCUAAAACGGCUAGGCCAACACCGCCCAACAAAGUGCAAUUAAAUAACAUCUAGCUCCACUGGUUUGCUGGGAAACUAACUAGUCACUGCCUUUUAAUGAACUCAAAUUGUACUUGGCAUUAAUGAGUAAGUACUUCUUGAUGUUAGACAUGAAUACCAACACAAAGAUUUCAGAUGGGAGUAUCCUUGUAGCUGAUUUGGCUAAACUGGGAUUUCCACCAAUUCCGGAACGGUGCCGUCCGCCAAUUCCUACUGGAUCUGUUUCUGAGGCGAAUUUCGUGGCAGAUUAUGGACAGCAGGAAUUGUGAGAGCUCACAAGAACCCGCGGAUUCACGUGCAAUCAUGCAAUAACAAGUUGUCUUUAGCCACAUAGGCUAACCAUAUAAGCAGUAGAUUGUGUUCUUCCAGAGAAGGAAAUCCAUCUUUAGGUUUCUAAAAUCAGCAUCUUCUCAUUCUUGGUGUCAUCGGGAUGCAAUGCUGUCUAUAAACCUUUCACUUGUUCGUUUCUGCCUGUUUGCAUGGUGUGAAAUACGAUCUGCCUGAAACACAGAGUGUUUUAUUUUGAAAAGAAGCCGGAUGUUUUAUUUUGUGUCUGUGCCCAACUUCCUCUCCAGCACAGGUUAAUCUGUGCUGAAUUUAUCUGGCAUGCUCCGGUGUCCGGAAAAAGUAGAACCCUUGCGAUCAGCUGCAGAGUUUGGCAAUCCACAGCGGAACAGAAAGAAGCCGAUGGAAAUUGACACAUUAACUUGAAUGGUUACGAUCAGCUACAAUCGGCGAAUACGGCCUUUUUUCUAGCCGUUCCGGAUGCGGUGGAAAAUGCCAGUUAAGUCCUCAUUGUGGGGAAAUCUUAACUCUCCCUACUGUUUACAAGAGGUUUGAAGUGUGAAUCCUAACCUUCAACUUGAUUUUUACAUUCUUGUGAAAACAGAUGAUGUACGUAAUGAAAAUAAAGGAAACAAUAAAUAAAAUCAAUACUUAAUGCAGUUGUCCCUGUGGUAAUCAAACUUAAAACAGCUUACUGUCAUUACUGAAGAGUCAGUGAUGCCCCUGUUGAGUCUUGUGGUCUACAAGAAACAAAACUCGAUGAAAAACAUGACUUUUCCAUCGAAAACAUAUUAAUAUAUUUGAGUAACAUUCCCUGGCUGGCAGAGCUGUGGGUUAAAAGCUUUAGAGACAGAAUGGCUGUUAGAUUUGUUCCUGUGGGCUGCGUCUGUUCUACAGCCAUUGUCAGAGCGUUUAAAAUGCCUUUGUGUUUAAUUAGAGAGGUUUUAAAAUGUGCUGUUGAGCUGGCAAAUUGCCAUUCAUCUGAUGUCAGUCAGUCUGAAGGCUCUGACCUUUAAUGGUGACAGUGUUUAACUUUGAGUACAAUAAUCUACCUUUAAUAUCAGAAUAUAAGAACUUGAAUAGUACUUAAAGUUUGCUGUAAAAGGGACUCAUAUUUUAUGGUCUCAUAGGCUGAGGAGAAGGGUGACAUUGUCGGACUGCUGGGGGGAGUGUUGCCAAAGACGUACCAUUGAUUAGACGUGAUGAAUGUGGGUGAAAAUAAACGAGUCUGAGUUUGAAGCCCUAAUCCAUUAUAAUAGUUGGAUGCCUUCAGUUACAUCACUGUUAACUAAUUACUGCAUGUGUUUACAUUUUGAGAUUUAUGGGAUUGAAAAUAUCUCGGAAUACACGAUUAUACAAAACAAGGAAAGGGACCAACACAACUCCUGUUUUGACACCUAUUGUACAUUUAUGAUAUAAGAAGCUUAGCAGCUUGGUUUGCCAAACAUGGCAAAGAAAACCUUAUUGCUUCAUUCUUACAAAGAAGAAUAUUUUCAUAAACUUAACUUUUAAAGUUUGAAGGCCUAACUAUAACCUUGUGAAUUCUGCUGCUUAAAGAAUGUUUCUCUCUUACUUUUACAAUCUACUUAUGCAUCUGUAUUGUUCCUGUACCCUUGAAAAUGUGUCCACAAUCUACUGAAAUUUUUAAAAUACUUUUAAAACUGCUGAAGUGUUAUUUUCUUUCCAAUCUAACACCUUCAAGUGAUGACAAGUAUUUAAAAGGUCUAGAAUUAAGGGAUGGAUCCACAGAUAAUAGUCAACCCAGCUUUACAUCCCUCCUUCCUGGUGUCUUUGUGCUUUUUGCUUUUUUUUUCCGCUCCCAACUUUACGAUUCUAGUUUAAUAAAAUUAUUUUAAAUCUUACCUGUACAAACCGCCCCAAGAAUAACAGCAGGAUGGCCAAGUUGGGUACCAGCCAGUCAUGUGAUUCACACAACAGGUGGCAAUGCUGUAACAUGAGAAUCCUUUCAUUAGAAUAUGAGCUUAAAUAUAUGUUUCCUCAAAACAGGCUGGAAAGUAAAAACUUCUACUUCAUAGUACAACUGACUCGCACUAUAUGUUUUUUGUUUUUUUUUCAUAAAUAAAUAAAUUAAAUACCCUCAUAGCAUCAUUGUAAGCAAUAUAAAGCCUUUGUAGGCUUGCUUUUUUAUACCUAACCCAUGAAGGGACGGUAUACAAAGGUAUUCAGGAAGCUCUAACAACAGUGACCUUGAUAUUGUCAGAGCACAUAAAGGAUUUUCUCGCCAAAGUACUUGCUUGAGCAUAUAGUAUAAAGGACUUCCUGUACAAGUUGUCAUCAUCAUCGACCGUUUGAACCUACCCUGACAGAUGAAAGUGAAGAAAAUGACUGAGCAGCUGCUGAAACCAAAUCAUUGGCAUACAUGAGUGAUUAUUGAUUGAUUAUUUUGUUACCCAAAAUAAAACCAGUUUUGCAACUAUUCAUUGAGAUAACUUAUUCAUGUAUGGGUUUGUUCAAGAGUGCAGGAGAAAGCGUCAUUACUGGUGUCAUUAAAAUCACCUAUAGCAACAAAAUUCCAAGUGCAUAGUUGUUCACAAAGAGCAAGGCCAAGAAGUUUCUCGGAGGUAGAAAGUGAUUGCGUGGAUCACAUCUGAUCAGGUAACUCAUUCUACCUCUAGGAGGAGAAUGGUCCGGCUUAAGUGCAGAGGUGUUCCCAAAAGUGGUGGGUCUUAAGUUUUUUCUUAAGAGUAGAAAGGGACUCCACAGAAAAAAAAAGAAAAGUAUUAUUCAUUCCAUCACUGGGGGAAAAGAGUCGGGUGAGUAACUUAGUGCUCUAUUGUGUAUGUAGUGGGCAGAAGGAUGAGGGAUUCAAGGAUGGCUGGGGCAGUUUUUGUUGUUAUUUUGCAAGCAAGACGGAUUUCGAAUUUAAUACAAGCUGCAACUAGAAGUCCCUUGAAAGGAAUAGACAACGGAGUGAUGUGCCUUUUUGGGAUUGGUUGAAGACAAGGUGGGCUGAUGCAUUCAGAAUCAUCUGCAGAGAUUUGAGGGUGCAUGUAGGAUGCAGGAAGAGCUGCCAGUAAGGAGUUGCAGUAGUCAGUGCAUGAUACCAGUCCCAGGAGCUGUUGCAUGGUCUGUCGGAUAGGGAAGGCAACUCUGCAUGACAGAGCAAUCACAGGUACAUGAAUCUUAUAUUAUCUCAUAUAAUCUUAAAUAUUCAUUCUUUUAGUAUCAUCAGCACAACAUAAUACGGUCCAAGCCAAUACAGUUGUAUUAACUUACUCAGGACAAGCUGGGUAUCAUUUUCAUAGCAGUGGCAUGAGCAACCAUGAGAGCGAAUAACUGCACCAAACAAGUGUUCAUUGAGAAAAAGAAGGGACCACACACUGACCCCUGAGGCACCCCUUUUGACACUCCUUCCCUCUGGGUUACUCCAGAUCUCCCUGUGAGGUGGGAUAUAAACCACUUGAGGGCAGAUCAUGAGAAACCAAGUUACAGGAGUAUGCAGGGGAGGAUUUAGUGGUUCACUGAUCCAGCAGCUGUUGAACCAAGGACUGAUUUCACUGGUUCUUAAAUCCCUCUGAAAUAACUUUAUUUAUAAAAGGUGUUGUUCUGUUGACUUGUGGUGCACAGGUGUACCUAGAAAUACAGGUAAACUGUCAGAAAAGGAGACUUUGCAGCUACAGUAAGUAAUAGGCGGCAAACAUAACAUUUAGUCAUGUGAUCAACAGUGACUCUACUGAAACCGUCUGCACUUCAUGCUGUACGGUGUUUUCAAUGGGCCACAGCGAUAGGCAUGACCUGACACGGCGUGCUAUUACAGAGCUGCCUGAGGUGAAAGUAUUAAUGGAGCAUUUUUGUGUCAAAAGAUGACUUCAAGCUGUCAAGAGCAGGAAGAAAUAUUUUUUAAAAAAAAAGAAACUUGGUGAGUCAUGCAGCUAUUUUGGAUUUUAAAUCUUUUUUUGGUGUUUUUUUUUGUUUGUAAGGUUGGAACCAGUUAUUUUUCUGACAAUUUAUUUAAAGGUUUAUUUGAGUGGUUCUUGAAGUGGAGUCCAGGGACUGCCAUGGGUCAAUGAUAGGGUGAGUGGAAGUCUGAAGUUAAGACUGGAAUUUAUUUCCACUGCAAUAAGUUCACUUUCAGGAACAAAUUGACAAUUUGUUGCUUUUAUUUUUUAUUCUGUAAUGAAAAUAUCUAAAACAACUCUCAGAUGGAGGUCAGUGGUGUAAUUUUUUAGUCAAUGGAUCCUUUUUAGGAAAAAGAGGUUUAUUGAUAUAAAAUAAAAUAAUAGAGGUUUUAUAAAACUACAGAUCAAAAACACAUUUCUGUUUCAUCCAUCAAAUUUUCUCACCAUAUCACUAAGACUUACUUUCACAUCCGUCACUGCAGUCUUAUUCAUAAUAAGUGGCUUUUGUUCAAGCUUGAACAUCUGCCUCUUUAACUCAGCCACUUUUUUUUUAGAAGCUCGGUUUAAAUUGCACGGGUUCAUUUAAACAAAUUGUCGCAUCUCAAACUCCAACCACCAAUCUCUAAACUAACUACCAAUCAUACAGACAAAUGUAGAUUCACAAGUGCUUGAUGGAAAGAUACUCGAGGUGUUUACAUGUGCUUACCCCGACUGUGUGUAAACACAUGUAAACACUCAGCACAGUGGAUGGUUUGAAGCAAAAAGUUCACUUUAUUUAUUUGAGUACGGGUUGAGACUCUAAAGUGACCACAGGGGGAUCAUUUGGCGAGGAAAGUCUGCUGUGGUUUAAGAUGGAAAAACAACCUAGUUGGGAGGUUUAUGCCUGUUUUAUUGGAGGAAACUUUGGGCUGUAUGACUGCAAAUUAAUCUUCCAAAGAGCACUUUUUGUUUGAUUUAAAUGACUUCUGUGAAAAAAAGUCUGCCAGUUAGUUUUAGUAUAAAAAAGCAAACAGUGCAAACAGUGAGGGAAAGAUAAAGCUGUAGAGUUCCUCGAAGAUAUAUCAGAUUUACUCAAUUAAACAUGGGUUGGCUAUGGCCAUGCUAUGCUGUAUAUUUUCAUUGACAUGGAGAAUUAUCUUUUCACCCAGCUUCAUUUCCCAUCAACCCUCCAGUCAACAUCUGAGAUUUCAAGUCUGAUUCUGCAUUAAAUGAAGGGAGUUGCCCUGAACUGCGAAAGUUGAUGUUCACAAAAAGGACAAGGCGGCAACCACAAACCGAAUGAAUAACUGUCACUUAGGAGACAGGAGAAGACACAAGUGGUCGUUAUCCUAACUGAAGAGACAGAGAAAUUUCCACAGAUGGGUUUCCUCUAAUAUGCAUAUCACUCUGGUUGAAAAUUGCUAUUGAUCUGCAGCUUUAGAGAUGGAAGGUGAAAAUGAUACAGCACUUGCGUAAGCAGGGCUCCAGAUCACCCUAAAAGCUGUAUCUCCCCUUUCAUUAGACCUGUUAGAGAAUAAAUAGCUGUGAGGUUACAGACAGCAGCUCUGCAAUGCAACCUGUCUGAUAUAUAAUCAUCAAGAAUGGACGGGGACAAGCUGAAACUUGAAUAUGCAUCAGUGCAAUAUGAACCAAGUGAGAUAAUAAAGUCAAUGUAACACCAGCAACUUAAGUGACUAGACCACUUGUUUCAAGAUGUUCACUCAGUUAAAAUUCUGAUUGCUAGCUGGGAUGCAGGUAUUGUUAAGUCCACUUUACACCUGCAGUGAUCCCACUCCAGCAGAAUCAAUGAGCGUGUCCCAGUGCCCGUUCACAAACAACACACAGAGCUGUAACUUUAUUGACAUUUUAAACCUCCAGGUAGACUGAGAGGAUUGGUGAAAAUCUUUUAUGCUAAUGGAGGAAAUGUGUUUUCUACAGUUCCAAAAGGUCCCGCACAGUCAAUUCAGGUUCAUACUGUCAAUAGGCAAGAGUCAAACAGCUGCCAACCUUGGAAUAAACAAUAUUGAUGAUGAGGUCUCAGCUGGGACUUAGACUGAGGUGACUCUGGCUCUUCUCCGCUAGCUGAGACUUGAACACUGAGGACUUAAAGGGAUAUUCCGGCGUAAAAUUACUUUAGGGUCAAACACACCGUAACACCAAGUUAAACACCCCCACGAGAGAUGAAUGUUGACGACCGCUUGAUUAUCUAGUUAUACCAAUUUUAGUUAUGACCAAAUGAUAGCAAUACACAGCGGUCUGAGGAGCCAUAAGCAAACCUUAACCAAAGCGCCACUCUAUAGCCACAAAUAAUGCUCAGAACGGCAUCUAACUUCAUCAACAGGACAUAUAGGGUCCCGGCCAUAGCACUAGUAACCAAACAUUUUCUUAACUUUGCCUAAUUUCUUCAGCAAAGAGACUAUACACAACUCACCUACUCUCUUCCAGCAGCCACUUGUUUGUAGCGAGAUCUCAGGCCAGCCCAUUACGGACUGCUGCGGGGUGACACAGCUCAAAGAAGAACAUUUAUGAUCAUUACUUCAUGGAAAUGCAAUCAGACUGAGACGCUAAGGCAGAAAAACUACGGCGUCUGCAGUGCAAAAUGAUUGAUAUGAUGAUUAUUACUUCAAGGAAAUGAUAAAGUAAUGAUCAUAAAUGUUCUUCCUUGGUGACUCGACCUCAACACUGUUUCUUGGACAAUGCUGUCUGUGUUUCAUCAAGAUGAACAUGUGCAGAUACUGGAAGAGCACAUGCAAGAAAAGUUCAGACCUGUUGACCGGCUUUUUCCCUUUCUGUCCUCUUUUAUGUUUCUGCUCCUCUGACAACCUUCAUCAGCAGAAUGUUUCGUUAGGUUCAUAAAUAACCCAUUUUAAAAUAAUGUCACCAGGGACUCUGUUAUAAGAUGAGCUUUAACACGCAUUUAUAGUCCGCAAAUAUACUUGGGCGGCUGUAAGUUUACUUGGAUGGAUUGUUCAGGUACCAUCCAGGAGUGGGAAACAUCCCGGGAUGAGACGAAAUGCUAUCACCUCAGAUUGGUUGUAAAACCCGUCAAUCUCAGAUCAGCUACCCCCUUUUGCACCAAACAAUUCAGCGACUCGAUUUGUAGAUGUAGGAAGCACAAUCUGUGACUCAUGGGGAAGAUUCCAGCAGUUGUAAUUAUUGAUUUGUGUUUGUGUUUUAAAACAACACAACUACUUUUGUGGUAGCUUAUUGCACAUUAAUGUAAUAAAACAUAUUCACAUAUUCAAAUUUUGUCCACAACUCCUUAUUGCUCCAUCCAUGUGCACAAAUAUAUUUUGCACCAAAUAUGCUGCAACAAUUGGAGCAAAAAUUUGAGCGUGUCAGAGUUUGAAUCUGUGACUUGUAAAAUAGGAUUUGUGCACCUGUAAUUAAGAAUUUGUGAAUGUGUAAAUGUGUUGUAUUUGUGGUAAUAAAAAAAUUCAACAAGUACACACAAAAAACCUAUUAGUAAACAACUCAUAGAGUGCGGAUUUCACAUUUACUAAUACACAUAGACAAUCACUGUUACAUGUUACAGAUGCGCAAACCUUUUGCACCAAAAAUACCCUCAUAAAAAUUGCCUGAAUAUCCUGAAUUUGCACAGAAAGCGUCAAGAGAUCAGAUGUAAAAAGAGCUUUACUGAGAUUAUUUUUGGGCAGUCUUGAGCAGGAGAAUACCCUGCAGGAAAAGAAGCAUUAACACCAUUUCCUGAUAAAUUUCUCAUUGUCUUGAACUUAUUCUUGUCACCCAUUUGAGUUUAAAUUGCUAUAUCCCUAAAGCUGAUAAAAGAGGGAGAAACGUCUGCACUUGAAGCCGUAAGAAAAGCCAGACAGUGUUACUUGCAAAUGAUGGAUGCAGCAGCUUUGUAUCAUUGUGGUCCCAACACAGGUUUCCUGACAGGCAGGAUGAAUGAGCUCACUAACUGAACUCCUUGAUAUCUGUAGCCGUCCACAUGCACUAUAAGCAGAAUUACUGCUAUUAUUUAAUUAAAAUAAGAGCAGCCUCAAACUUUAUAGCAUUUAAUUAGUGUUUCAUUGUUUGUUUACAUGUGCAGGCAAGUGAAUUACACUGCAUUUCAGCCUGCAAAUGGAACAGUUGCUUAUCAGCGUUCCCAGACCAGACCAUAUAGCCACUGAGCUAAGGCACGAAACUGCUUUUCUAUGAAAUUUAUUCUACAUCUCCAUGCCCCGGAGGAGCUCUUCAGUUAAUCAAAUCAGUGGAAUCAGUUUGUGGCCUCGCCGUAGCCACGAUAAAAAGGAAUGACUGGAAACGUUGUAUGCACCGUAUAAAUUGAGUUAAUGUCUACUCUUAUAAGCCCCAAUAUUACUGCAGUUACAACUGCUUGGUCAGGAGAAGUAACAACAGCUUUCACCUUGUUGGAAAGGAUUCUGUGAAAUAGUCAUUACUGUAUUAGCAGAUAUGGACGUUAUCAGCCAAUUAAAUCCUCUAACUGUUGACAUUGAGAGCACUGAUAAAAGGUAGUGGGUCUUACUUUCAUAUCUAUGUUUAUGGGUAGGACAGAAAGGUCAAACAUAAUGUAAAAUGAAUUUUCUAUUAUCAUCCUAGCCUUUUUUAAUUAUCUGUAUAUUAAAUAUUGUUUUACUGUCACUAAUUUGCAGUAAACUAGAUGAUUGAUUUGUGAGGCAGUCUGUAGUGCAUGCCUGGCUCUCUAGUCUGGCUGUAUCCAAUUUGCAUAUGCUAUCUACUUCAGUUUCCUUCCACAAUCCAAAAAUGCAUUGGAAAAGUGAAAUUGAACUUAAUUUCCCUCGAGUAUGUAUGAAAUUAUGCAAGUCUGUACAGUAGAACCGAGUCCUGCGAUGACUGUCAACCAAGCCAGUUUUCUUUUUCCUGCUUUGUUUGUUUCAUCCAAGCAAAGAAGCGAAUGAGCAGAAGACAGAUGGUUGGGAAACUAUUGUCCACAAUAAUACUAGUUUGCAGCAGUGCCUCAAAUUAGAUAAUUAAAAGGUGUAAGUUUAAUAUGAAAAGAAAAGUAUGCAGCAGUAAAGGUGACCUGAAGCAGAUCGAAGUCAAACUCAGAUCUGAAUGUAUUAAAGGGAAAUUCUGGCGUAAAAUUAAUUUCACCCCGCAGCAGUGUGUAAUGGAUUGGCCCGAGGUCUCGCUACAAACAAGCAGCUGCUGGAAGAGAGUAGGUGAGUUGGGUUAAGUCUCUUUGCUAAAGAAAUCAGGCAAAGUUAAAAAGAUGUUUGGUGGCUCGUGCUGUGGCUGGGACCCUAUAGAGUGGCGUUUCGGUUGAGGUGUGUGUGUGGUUCCAUAGACCGCUGUGUAUUGCUAUCGUGCGGUCAUUAAUAAAGUUGGUAUAACUAGAGAAACAAGCGGUCGGCAACAUUCAUCUCUCAAGGGGGUGUCUAACUCUGUGUUGUGUUGUGUUUGACUCUAAAUUAGUCUUCUGCAGGAAUAUCCGUUUAAGACUGCAACAAGACAGGACUGAGAUUUUUACGGUAUGAAACCACAGCAAGACCUGAACAUGACCAGGAACAGUCUCUGACGGCAGGUUACACUAAUGCAGAAAUGUGUAAGGGUUUAUAUUAAUUCAUUUGGGAGAUUAUCAUGCAAAUAAAACACUCAAAAAACACAAAAAACUAAAUAAAGAUAACCAGGUAAUCAUCUUAAUCACUUCAUCAACAAACUUCUUCUGUCUAAUGUAUGUAAUUAACAUUUAUUAAAAUGUACAGAUGUUUCAGUACUCCAUCUAAGUAGGGUAUUUUUUCAUGUGUUUGUGUGUGCUAACUAAUGGGGAGAACAGUUUCUGACAAUGGUCCAGUAUUGACGUAAAGUGGAGAAGCCAGCAGCCAUGAAAAAUACUAAAACAUAAUUUAACAGGGCAAUUGUGCAUCAUCAAACUGCAUCCACUACAAGCUUAUUUUGCAGCUGCAGGCUGGUCUGCUCCAUCUCAACACUGGACCUUUUCCAGAAACUGUUCCCCCUUAUUAGUCAAGCACACAUAAACACAUGGGAAAACAGGGCCAUGUUGACGUUCACCUUUAAGGCUAUCAGCUGGCUGUCGCUUGGAAUCGGUUGCUUUUAGGACCAUGGUAAGAUUUUCUCUGACUAUUAGCAGUUGUAAGACGGUCAUGUAGGCUCGCAUGUCGCACUCUGUAACACCAAUUUGCAGCUGAAUAAUGUCCGUGCUGAAUGAAUCAUCAUCAAGACCCCAAAUUUAAAAUGAUCCCCCUUUUCCAGAUUUUCUGAAUUAAAAAAAUCAUCUUGUAUUUGGUGUUUAUUUGUUGUUAAAACAGUAGACAUUGGCUAUAAUAUAAAUUAUAAAUAAACACUAAAACUUUGAUUUGUAACUCACGUUCUUGAUGUUGUCAAUUGCAUUUAAAAGUAAAGCGAAGAAAUGUAACAUGCGAUGCAUUCAUAGGCAGCUUUACAAAAGAUUAACUUUUGCAAAACAGAUAUUUAAAUUGAGUUCUUAAGUUUUAUAGGUUUAAUUUUCACUUUGGGAUGAAAACAUUGAGUGUGGGAGUUGUACUGCAGUGUGCUAACAGUGCUGUACAACUUGUACAUUAACUUUAAAGUAACUCAUGCUUAGCUGCAGCAAUGAUUCACUGUAGAUGUAAUUUUUGUAUUUUUCCACGGUCAGUGAGUGUAAGAGAGAGUUUCUUGGUAAAUGUUUCUUUUGAAAUUGACACUGGAAGAUAAUGAAAGACUCCUUGGACUCGCUAUAGCUCGAAAUGUCCAUUAUGAGAAGCAGCUUCUCCAUGAGGCGAUUGAAAAGCACUCUGCAAAGCAUUCGUACAUCUGUAAUUAGCUUCGGCCUGGGUAGUCCAAAGAUACAGUAUGGGAUCUGUACAUUUUGUUCUGCAAAGCUGAUUAGUCAGCUCAUGCUCUUCAGUGUAACCUUGUAAUGUGAAGAUGACAGAGGUUAGAUUGCUCCAUUCCUCCAGUGUUCAAGGAAAGGGAACACACCAUUACCAAGGCAGCAGACAGGAACCGGCUGGAGGGCACCUGUCUGUGUGAGCUGCGGUGGAUUUACAACAUCUGCUCCAUGCAGCAGCAGAGGAUGCCACCCCCGUUCACUGCUGCUGGAUUAAUUAUGUCAGACAUAGGGAACCAUGCAGCCAACAAACUGCAACAUGAGCUUAUAAUACUAGGACAGAACCUCAGGAAGUUAUAGCUACCAUUUCUCUUAGGACAACAUAUGUUAAAACCUCUGAUCUGAACAUGAAUAAUUCUGUGCAAUGAAGAAGACAGUCAGUCAUCAGAUUACCUCUAUGUUUUGUUGAAAGUGUUGCUUUGUUUAUUACCACUACAUCCUGCACCUCCUGAAAUACAGGACCAGGUAUCAGCUUGUAUCAAUUUCUUGUUUCUGUGUAAAAUUGAUGCUAAAAUACUUUGACGGAGUGUGCUGACACGGGUAGAAUAAUUAAUACAGUACAGAAAAUUACAUGUCCAAAUACAGUUGAAAUUGUGGGCAUGUUUUACUCCCACAGCUUUCCAGUCCUCCACAUGUCACAAUACAGGCCAGUGUGUGACGAGAAGUUGGCCUUAUUUGUAGGGCGCCUUUGACUCAGUCACCACCCUGCAGAUUUUAAUCCCCUCCCACUCCAUGCCUUGUUAGGCUCUAAUUAAUUGGCUCAAGUGAAUGCCACUGAGCGUUUGACGGCUUUCUUUGAGUGAUAACACUGUAACCGGGAGCCACAUGCCUAUAGAUCUGCCUCUGGAGAAGAAUCACUCCAUUUUAGGUUUGUUGCCUCACUGCCGCACAUAUCCUGAGGGAUUCAACCCUGCUGCUGUGAUAACAAGCAGGAAAAAACACUGCUAUGAAAGCUGCACAGGCUUUUUACUUUCUAUUCUCUUGUGCUUUUGGAAGGUUUAUAUAUUUAUCUAUAAUUUGUCAUUGUAAUAAAAAAGACAAAUAAAUUGUGCUUUAAAAUAUAAUGUGACAUGAAAUCGAAACCCAUCUAAAUACUGAUGGUGAUUUUUCUGCAAAUAUCCAGUAUCUUACUCCCAUUAACCGCCUCUUUUUACACUGUGUAUUUGGUUGUUAAUGGCAUAAUCCCUACAAGGUAGAAAACAAACUUUAAAUUGUACUUAUUUUUAGACUUAGUCAACACUUACUGUACUGUCCAAAUGUAUCCACUCACAGAGCCAUAACUAAAACUGACUUAUGACAAAAUUAUGCUCUUAAUAAGCCAUUUGGAAGACUUAAGAAAAUGCAUAACCAGGAAAACAUUAUAAUUCUUCAUUUGUGUUUACCACAAUACAAACUGAAAAACAGAGGAAAAACAGACUACAGUGACUACAAAAAGAUAUAAAUCUUUAGCACUCGAUAAGAGGCUGGAUAAAAAGAAGAAAUGCAAACAAUUAUCAGAGAGUAGAUGGAUAAAACUGAAUUAAACCCCAUACUAAAAUGAAAAAAUUAUGGAUGUAACCAUAAAAAUAGACAAAUAAAUCUCAGUUUAAAACUUGACAGAAAAACAAACAAACUUACUGGAUAAAGAUUUACAGAAAACAAAUUUGCUUGUAGUGUACACUAAAACAGCUGGUGAGGCAAAUGAAGCAUUCUUCUUUGCUGCAGCUUCAUGUUAAAAGAAUUCAAAUGAUGUCACUAGGGUAGACUUUUAUUUUGAAGGAGUCACGGAAAAAAAUGACAAGUGGCUUUUAUUGCAGAGAGCUCAUAGUAGAAUUGUGACAUAUUUGUCACCAAAGUUUGUGUUUACUUCCUUGUUCAUGAAAAAAUGUGGCAUUCAUUGACAGAUUUCUUCAUAUACCGUAUUUUUCGCACUAUAAGGCGCACCUGAUUAUAAGGUGCACCAUCAAUGAACGCGUCUAUUCACGUCUAUUUUCAUACAUAAAGUGCACCGGAUUAUAAAGCACAUUAAGCCAGAUAAGACAAACUUUAUUCAACUCAUUCAAUAACUCCGCCUAGCUAGCUGCAGCGCUCCGACAAGCCAAAAGGAUUUUAAGUGUGCCUUAUAGUGCGAAAAAUACGGUUUGUUGUGUUAUUUUAAAUUUGUAAUACAUUUUCUAUAACUACAAUCUAGUUAAAGCUGGGGAUGUCUGUGUAGUCGAAGACAAAAGGUCGUUAAAGGUCACCAAAGAGCAUCACCCUCAUCAACAACCAGAAUAAAUGGUGAUUUAAAUCAAUUAUUGAUAUAAUAAUUACUGUGGGCCAAAGAUUCAGAUCAAAUGUUCAUCUAGGCUGUAACCCAACCACAUCCCAUUAGCCGGCCUUUAGCUCCAAUUAAUGUCUACUGUGUCAUACUACUCUACUGCUGGAUGUAAACACGCACAGAUGACAGAUGGCAUCUGCCAUAGCAUGGCAUGUUUUGGCAGCAUUUUGAUGUCAAAAAGGAAGAUGGAGUUAUAUAUAAACAGGCUGUGUCAUUAAACUGGCAAAUAACCACUCAACUUUGACAUAGCAUAACCAGCACAGGCAUGUGGAUGUGAAACUGCAGGGAGGACUGAAGACUGAAAUCUGACAGUUUUGUUCCCACACUGAGUUAAAUAAAUUGUGUUUUAGAGUGUUUUCUGACAUUACUAGUUGGAAUUUAUAUACCUGUCAGUCCUGAAUGUCCCCAGUUUAAGUAUUGCUUGCCAUUUACAGCACCUGGCAGUGUAAACUAAAUUGAAACAGCUGUCAAAUUGAAGGACAAUGAAAAUAAUCAUGAUAAUGGUUAAAAUGACACUUUUAUUUAUAUAUCACUUUUUAAAAAGAAGUUACAGAGUGAAUGGGAUAUGACUGAACCACCAUGGUGUGUUGUGAAAUGAGUGGGGGGUUCUGUUUCCGUCCUGUGGUUCAGGAGAGAUCCUGUUUAGAUGGGCUCUAGCCUAAAAAUCCUUCUCGUUAAUGAUGCAGAGCAUGAAGGCAGAGAUGCUGAGAAGUUUUAGCUUCAAGUUUUUGGCAGCAUUGUUAUUGCUUUAGGGAUGCUGAGCCGUUGCCCUGCAGUUCUCAUGGUCUGCAUCACAAUGAGACUCAGCUUGAUAUCACUUACAGCAUCACACGUUCAGCUGGCGAGAGACGAAGAGAGCAUUUGAGCCAGGCAGGGGUUGGGCGGGCUGUUUACUGAAACCUGCCUCAGUACUUUUAUACACUGAACCUUGACUGAAAUUAGGAGAAACACCUGUUUAGGGUGACAUUGUGUAAGACAAAUGGCCGUGUUUAAGCUGAUCUUGCUCUAUUAAAGUCACAACAAAACCACAAGGCUAUCCAGGUUAAACAAGAAAAUAAGGUCAUCUGAUGACUAAUAACCCUUUCAAGUAUCUCUCUUACAUUUGUGAAAAGGUUACACAAGACAGGGCAGCACAACUGAGAUCUUCGACUAAUAACAGUUGGAGAUGAAUCUCUAAAAUAACCUGGACACAUUCUUAGAUUAACACAAUGAAAUGAUAAAAGGAUGACCUUUCGUAAAACACACCACUGUCAGACAAGUCAAAGUGACAUUUAAGUGUUUCUUUGCGGUAAAUUUAGAAGAAAAUACUGACUACAUUUCUCAAAGCCUGAAUUCAAUGAGUCUAUUUUCUCUUGGAUUUUCAUCUCCAACUUGUCAUGAUAUUCCCUUUUGUCAAACAAGUUGCAAUGUCAUCUAGCAGACGCUUUUAGCCAAAGUGAUGUACAUACAAAUCAUACGCCUGUAGAGGACACAUACUGGGAGCAAGGAGAGUUAAUGCUACGUUCGAGUUACCUCAGAAGUCAGAUGAUGAAAAUGACGUCACACUUGAGUUACCAGCGUUUCAAUUAGCAAGUCGGAAAAAAAGCAAAAUCGGAGGCCUGAAACAAGAUGGCUACAUCUACGAAAGUUGUUCUUGCACUUGUCGAAUAUUCGGACAAGGUAAGCGCUAAAAUAACUUUUGUAGAUGUAGCCAUCUUGUGUCCGCCUCUGAUUUUGCUUUUUCCCGACUUGCUAACUGAAAUGCUGGUAACUUCGGGUGUGACGUCAUUUUCAGCUCGGACCUCUGACUUCUGAGGUAACUCGAACGCAGCAUAAGUGUCUUGCCCAAGGACAUAAAGGACAGACUAGGGAUAGGGGGGAAUCGAACCACCAACCUUCCAGUUGUUGGAUGACUGCUCUACUUCCUAAUCUUUCUUAAGACUGGAAAGUUGGGUAAAGUCCUCAUGUACGUGUAGACAAAUUAAUUUCAUGUAUUCCUCCAGGACAAAGCCGCAUUUAGCUACCAUAUCAAAUGUGUUUCCGGCAACAACCACAGCAAUUUUCCAUCGAGACAAAGGAUUCAAAACAAGCUGCUGUUCAUAUAAAUACCAGUACUUUAUUGAGAGCUGGUGACAUGAGUGGGUGGGGAAAGUACUUUUAAAAAUUGUGAAAUUAUCAUUAGUUAGGAGAAUUCUUGACUGGUGACAGCAUUUACAAAAAUUUCGAGGCCUAAUGGGACUCAGAAAUGCCGAUACGCUUGUUGUGAUUCUAGCUGUUUGAAAGUAAAAAUGCAAAACCGGACAAAGCUUUGGUGUAAAAAGUAUAAGCCUGAAGUAAUGAGGGUGGAUUUUCAGUUUACAUACAAAAGCAGUAAUUGAUCUAAUCAAAUGUGGACAAAUAUCUAUAACUUAAAUAUUAACAGCAAUAACAGUUUGUGCUUGGACAAAAAAAUGCUGUUUUUAAAAAGUACACGAAGACAAGGUCAAGGUUAUUGUUUCCUUUGCUUAAUUACAUUUCAAAUAUUCAAUUAUUUUGAGCAUGUUUAAAGAACAGGAAUUCGUAAGUAGGAUGUCAAAGAGUGACAAUAGUUGCAUUCAGUACGAGCCAGCCUUGACAGUCUCUGUACUCAGGAACAACGGAAAGAAAGGGAAGCAAUCUAUGUGAUAAUCAUGUGAAUGGUAAUACAGCACAAGUAUUCAAACCAGGUGAGUUACUAAUGGUCAGUUACGAAAUUUUUUCUUUAAGAGGGUCAUUUAAGAGAAAAUAUUGGGUGGGUAUUCAGUGGGUUCAUGUGUGUCAGACAGGCUCAUAUAAUAACCCUGUCAAAUGUUAAUUCCAGGGUGUCACUGUUAGCAGAGACUGAGGUCUGCAGUGGUUUCCAUUCAUUUCACUGCCCAACACUAAAUUACAUGGAUACAUGUUAGAUGUAUCAGCUCUUUUCAUGUACGGUAUAUAUACAUGCUACCCCUCUUUGUCUCGCCCACACUUGCAUGUGCUCAAUUUCCUUCUCAUAUUUCAGUCUGAUGACAUUAUUCUUCCUUUCUCUAACUUUUCUUAGCAAUUACUUAUUUCACAUUUGAAAGUAAUAGAUAAGUAAGACUAGAAAAGCACUCGGAGAACGCAGACCUCCGCCAAGCAGCUCAUGUCCCCCCUUAUAUUGUGAUUCACACCAAAACUUUUACUGUUACGUGUCUUUUAUUAACUAUUAUUUGUGUUUAAACUGGUAUGUUCACUGUUCAUAAUGUUCCUAAAACAAGAAAUGCCCAGGACCUUCUUGCUGUGAGGUGACAGUGCUAACCACUACACCACUGUGCCGCCCAUUGGUUAUCUUUCAGCAUUCAGAAAACCUUUGACACCUCAUAAAACUCAUUCAGAUCCUUUUGUGUAAUUUUUUUACUAAAGACAUUUUUAUAGAGUUAAAUGCAAAAAUUCCCAAAUUUGCCCUAUCUCACAAUGAUAAAGAAUCCUUCAAAAAAUUCCUGGAUCCAGAAGGCGAUCCGGAUCACCACCAAAAUGUAAUGGGAUCCUCCUGGGGCUGAGACGCACCUCUGGUGAAAAUUUCAGGUCAAUCCGUCUGUUACUUUCUCCGUAAAGUUGCUAACAGACAAACAAACCAACAACCCAACAAACAAACAAACCAACGAUACCGAAAACAAAACCUCCUUGGCGGAGGUAAAAAGGAGCCAACUACACUAAAUAGACUGUUAGAGAAAUGACUGAGUGUAGUGCAAAGACAACAACAAUAUGAAACAUGAAAAUGGUUAAUAAAAAAUAACAGGUACUUAUUUUUGAUUUGUUGCCAGUGACACAUUACAGGUUAAUAACAUGAUGGAGUUAAAAAUGGCUUUCCAGAGAGGCCGAAUCUCUUGAGGUGAAGAUGGAAAACUGAUUACCACACAGGGAGAGACUGUGUGAGGAAAUUAAUGUUGUUCAGCUUGUAAUUACAAAGAAUAAGGAGGUUUAACUUCUACUUCACGGUGUAUGAUUCAGAGAGUCGAGGAAAUAAUUUGUACUUAAGGGAAAAGUUGAUGAUCAAUAAUGGAAGGCUGUGAGCUUUGGACCCUCAAGCAGCAGUGCAUUAAGAUAGACGAAGUGGAAAUCACUGCAUGGACUUAAAGGGAUAUUCCGGCAUAAAAUUAAGUUAGGGUCAAACACAUCGUAACACCGAGUUAGACACCCCGUCGAGAGGUGAAUGUUGCCGACCGCUUGCUUCUCUAGUUAUACCAACUUCAUUCAUUUCCUCAUGGAACUGCAAUCAGACCGAGACACUAAGGUAGAAGACCUACCGUGUCUAAAGUGCAAAAUGAUUAAUAUGGUGAUUACUACUUAAAGGAAAUGAUAAAGUAAUGAUCAUAAAUGUUCCUCCUUGAGCUGCGUCACCCCGCUGCAGCCGAUGGACUCACCCGGAGGUCUCCGUACAAACAAGUGGCUGCUGGAAGAGAAAUAGUACGUUGUGUUUAGUCUCUUUGCUAAAGAAAUCAGGCAAAGCUAAAAAGAUGCUUGGUGGCUAGGACCCUAUAUUUACUGUUGAUGAAGUUAGGUGCUGUUCUGAGCAUUAUUUGUGGCUAUAGAGUGGCUUUUUGGUUGAGCACGUGGUUCUCUAUUGCUAUCUGCGGUUGUUACUAAAGUUGGUAUAACUAGAGAAGCAAGCAGUCGGCAACACUCAUCCCUCGAGAGGGUGUCUAACUCAGUGUUACGGUGUGUUUGACCCAAACUUAAUUUUAUGCCAGAAUAUCCCUUUAAAAUCACUUUAAAGAAACCUCAUCUGUGAACAGCUCAUAUCCACAAAUGCAGGUUAAAACUCGGCCAUGCAGAGGAAAAACAUAUAUAAACAUAAUCCAGAAACACUUGUGACUUUUCUGGCCUGAGACAAACUGAAAACUCUAAAUUCUGAAUUCCUUUUUUAGCAAAAACAUCACUUUGCUUUAUUAGUUAAAACAUUCAAGAAAAAAAAGAGCUAAUCAGUCUCUAAACAAUUGAGGUCUUCAUCGCUAUCUUUACAGAACAAAGGAAACAUGGCUAAUGAGGCCACUUAUUCAAUUAUUCUGGGUUCAGUUAUGUUUGGCCCUGCCAGCUAUAAUCCACACUGCCUGGUUUACUAAAGAGCUAUUGAAUUUCAGAGCUAAAAUUAAUUAGGACAUUGUUAUGAUUUAUUUUCAGUGGAAGUUAACUUGAAGGAACUGGAAAAGAAAAACUGUAAUCAUUUCAUGCACAUUACAGUUUCUGUUCUUCAAACUGUGACAAAAACGUCUAACAGGGCUUUUGUCUGAAUAAUGGCUGGCUGGUUCUUUUGGAGACAUUUUGUUUGUUCACAACAAACAGAAGAGAAGGGAAAAGCUGUAGAGGCAUGUGUCACGGUGUUCACUAGAGAAACACACAUUUUAUAGUUUAAAUUAAGACCACUGAACAGAACUGAUAGAGGAGAGCACCGAGACAUACCAUGCAAUUUGGUUUUAGAAAUACAAAUAAUUAGCAGUGAUUCAAAGCCUCUUUGCAACCAUGCCAGGCCACAUGCUGUGCUAUGAAUCAUUCCUAUGACAUACUAAUGAUAGAGAAAAGUGUUAAUCUUCACCCCUAUCCUGUGCUGUAUGUACACCUUGAACCUAUUUCAAACUGCAUAACAUUUCAACACCUGACUGUAAAUUUCAUUUAUCACUAACAGUGUUGUAAGCGUGACUGACAGCUCUGAAGAUGACAAAUCGGUGCCUGGGGUUUAGAUCAGGGAGGAAUGACUUUCACUUUUCCUUCGAUAUCAUACUCUCAAGUCAAACUUUGACAAACAGCUCAGCUCUGACAGAGGUUAAAGAAGAGUUGAUGUGAAAUGUCCCUCUGUAGCGUUGUCAGACUUUGAAUUUAUACUUGAGCCCGUGUUGACUGAAGGCUUAUGUUCCUUUUGAUCUCUGGUCUAUACCAUUUGGUGUUGGAUCCCUCUGUGACCUUUCUUUGGAGCUUUUAAAACAGUGAGCCCAAAGAUGUCAUGUAACUGAGCUACUGCAGAUCACUGUUCCAGUCCCGAGGGUCCCACAUGAUUGGCAGAGUCCUCUGCUCUGGAGUCCACCUGAACAGGCAAACAUCUGGUCAUGCUGACCCACAUUUCAUUUUCUGUCAUCUUAACGUUGGCUCAGGGUGAAUGAUAAUUUCCCUGCUGUGGUAUUCUGUUUUAUGGAGGGGUUUCAGGCAACAAUCAUGGAUGAUGGAGGGAAAUGGAGCCACUUAGAUCUACAAAUGUUGUUCUACAUCAGCUGUAGAAGUGAGGGUGUUUUCAUCAUUUAACAUAUAUGCUGUUAGCAAUUUGCCGGCCAUUUUGAUAUGUAAAACAUCAGUUAGGAGAUGAUCAAAUUGUGAAUCUGAAGAAGGCAUGUUGCCACAUACUGUAGCAGAGGCCGACGUGCUUUUGUCAGUAACUGUAUUCUUGCCCAAAGCAAGUAAACUGAGACAAGGACAGAAGUCUGGUAAAAUCGCCUAAUGGAGCUUUCACCGUAGCGUGACUUACUUGUGUAUGUUAACGUCUUUGUCAGGGGAUUAAUAGGUGAUGAACAUACAGCGAUAAAUCAGCUGGCCAAUUAAUCUGCGUUGAUUUCCUUGAUUUUGGGGGAUUGGGGGAUCAGCGAUCAGCCAAUCCUUACAUAUAAAACUAAUCAGAUCUACCUCUGCAAAGGUCUGAACGUCAGUCAUUGGAGCUUUUUGCACAGCCAGACUGUUAGGCCCGCCUAUCAGGUCAAGUGUGCACACGCGCAUCCGUCAGCUGCAGAGGUAAACAACAGUAACCCUGAGCAUGGUCAACCAAGCCUGCUGACUGUUUGGCAGUAUUAGGCAGGAAAAGAAAAAGAGCAAAGGUUUGCAGUUUGUAAUUUAUGUAAGGCAUGAAGUGAAGUAAGGGUGAAGUCGAAAUAGGAGUAGAACAUUGAAAGUGUGUGCUGUCAGUUAUAAAGAAAAUCUGUAUCGGCCAAAAUCGGAAUUGGCAGGUCAGGAUUGGUGAUCGGCCAGAAAAAUAAUGGUGCCAAAUGAAAACUCAAUCAAACUUUGAUCAUGGAAAUGUUGCUUGAACAAACGUUCAGCUGAUUUGGUAACCAGUGGAGGGAGAGGUGGAGUUGAAGCCAUUGUAUACCUGUCUGGGAAAAUCUAUGGCCCAUCUGUCAGUCAAAGGGGCUAUACCCUUCAUUAUUCCUGAUUAUGCAAAACUCUUAGCCUCAAUAUGAUCAAAAUGUGUGAGUUACAAGACAAACCAUCCACCAGAAGAAGUCCUAAAGCAGAACAUGCCUGCUGUGUGGGGGACAAUAAAUGUAUCUAGUUCGAAAAGUACACCAUCUCUCCUGCUGCUGCCUUUAAGGUUUUGUCUGAACUGCUUGUUGCUGGUAUAAAACCAGACCAGGCAUCUGUCUCAUACUCUGGUUAGAGACAACAGAGCUGAGAAAGGAAGACCCAAACCCUCUUUAAAACCAGGUUGUAAACACGUUCAGUUCUGCUGUAGAGAUGAGAAUUUUAAUGAGCUCUAGUUGUGUCUCUUUGGCAUUUGGGAACUGUAGUUUUUUUUCUCCACACUUUUGUAUGGACUUCAUUUUUCAAUACCAGUUAUGUUGCUUGGUUUCAACUCCUUUAUUUUCUUCCCAGAUGACAAAUCUGAGAUCUUUAUUUGGAAUUUCUCAACAGUGAGUUCCCCUCAGAUACUAGACUGAUGGCAGAAACACCCUCAUUAAUGACAUUUAUGUGUUUUAAUUGAUUUUGGGGUGCUCACUGUUCUCGGUUAUGGAUCUGUGUAUUAACUGGUGUACUUACUCAUGCCAGCAAUCCCAUUUCAGACAGUAGAGUGGCCGAGGCUGAUACCAGUACUCUAUCUGAUUUGGAACAUCGACCGAAACAUACGGCACUGGCAUUUCAUCAAGACCACGCGACACUUUUAAAUAAUUUAAAGCUGAAACAGACAAGACAGUAGUUUCACAUCACCAGUGUGGUGUGCAUCUGGAACCAUAAAAUUAAAACACACAGCAAAAGCCUCAAGAUUUAUUGCCUUAAGAAACAGCCUGCCAUGGAAAUGACGAUGAAUGCAAUCAGCUGAAAAGGCCUGUCUCAAGAUUCAUGUUUUCACUGUACUACAAGACAACAGACGGACCCUCAAGUGCCGGGGGCAUGAGGGAGUAUGAGCAGCGCAGAGGGCUCUGCUGGUAAAGAGUCUCGUCAGUGAGAGUGCCCAUCAAUCAUUAUGCUGGAAUGUGAGGCCCCUCCCCCCUCCUGUAAUGACUCUUGAGUGACAGCCACAGCUGGCAGGUAUUAUAGCCUUGCCACAACAUCAGACCCGACAGAAGGCUGGCACUUAAUCACUUUGUUAAAACAGCUCUGCUACUGUUUCAUAAACAUCUCCCUCUUAGUUUCAUAAGUACUGAGCAGAGGCCAACACUCACUAACACUCAUCAUCCUCCUGUUCAGACAUUUUAGGUCCAAAUACAUCUUUUAGCAUCAACCACUCCUACGUUGUUUUUGCUAAAACAUCAUUCAACCAUUCACUGUUCAGCUCAUUCAGAAUGUUUUUGCUGGUUUGACUUUGACUUCAGCUUUUUAAUCAAACUUUCAUAAUGGGAGUCUACAAGAGGAGUGAUUCAACCUGGUUUUAAUCUAAUCAGUUUUGUUAUUCAAAUGCUGUCAUAAGCUAGGCUGCAGACUCCAUUCAAAGAUGAUUUUGUUCACAAGGCCUUGAGCCUCCCAAAGUUAUACUAGGUGCCAUGGUUUCUUUUAAAAAUUUGUCAAAGGAGACGGCUUUAACAGACGCAUUGAAAUUUCAUCAGCUGGGGCCAAAUUUCUCUUAUAAGUGAGAAAAACACUGCUAAACGGCUCUAUUAUAUCAAAUACAAUACCUCAAAUGCUAACAAAAGUUCAUUUUUUUCAGAAAGGAAUCAUGUAACCCACACAAGUACUAAUUUCCAGCUAGAUAAAGUGCAGGCUGUCUGCUUUGUCUUCAAUUUUAUUUACAGCUUUUAAUUUAUUUUACAAAUGAGCUAAAAUAUUACGAUUGAGUAUUACACCACUUGAGAAAUAAGUUAUCCUCUCUCUACAUGUAUUUAUUUUACCUUUAUUUCAUCAGGAAUGUUCCCACUGAGAUACAAUAUCAGUUUUUAAAGGGAGUCCAGACUAAGACACAAGGUCAGUACAUUCAGUAUGUCAUUUGAAAAAAUAAAUACUUUGUCUUUUAGCUCAUGGGCAUCACACUUCCAUGUAACUGAGUCUGUUAUGAGUACUGGCAAACUUUCCGGCUGCCUGUGUUUGCUGUUUGUCCUCGGCUAUUGAGUUUGAGUUCACAACAUAAUCACAAAAUGUUCCUCCUUUUAGUGCAGGUGGCUGGCUUUUCUGCAAAUGUCAUUUUAACCUUUAUAUAUAUAAACUGUCGGCUGUAAUUAUGACUUCCUAUCUAUAAAAUCACAAGUUUAUUCUUGUGAUACAACGAGGUUAUUUCUGAAGACUUUAUUCUCACAAUAUCAUGACUUUACAACCGCUUGUUUUCUUCUUAUACACUAUUUUAAACUUGCAACAUUGUCACUAAUAUUGUAAUAUAACAACUUUAUUCCAUCAAGACUUAACUUUCAUACGUGGAUAUUGUAAUAUGUGUAACCCUAUUCUUGAAACCUUACAUUGUUUUCCUCCAUCGAGUGGCCACGAUCUCUGUUGGAACAAAUAAAUAUAAUAUUAUUCACAUGUUCACCAUUAUAAUCAAAUAUUUGUUAAGGUAGUAUUAACAGUUCACUCAGAAACUGCUUUGUCUAAAUUGCUCUGGUUCUCUUUGACUCCAUAAACCAAACAACUUGCAUGCGUUUCCCCCUCUCCAUCUUUCAAUUUCUUUUUCUCCUUUUAUGUUUCUGCUCUUUUGACUUCUAUGUUAGAAGUAGGGCUUACAAGGUUACCAAAACACAAUUUAACUCGCAAACUCUUCAAUCUAAUGCAACUUUUGAAAGCAGUGUAGCAAGGACAAACACUAAAUCCAACCUGCAGCGCUCAGUACAACAAUGGCAUUCGUGAAAUACUUAUUGUACCAGAGGACACCUCAAACAUCAAUUUGGCUAUGAACAGGAGCACGUACAGGGACAUGUGGGUUAGAGUGAAGGGAGUGUCCGCUAAUCAAUAAAUCACAGAUGGCAUUGAUCCCUCAGGAGCCUCGGUGGAUAAUUAGAAUGAGCUUUUACUGGGUGGUUAAUGUACUUAGGUGGCCUCUGUGAAGGAAACACCAAAUGUAGAUUCAUGAUAUGCUUUCCUGGAACACCUGAAUGGUUCAGCAAAUGGCUGGUCCUUAUUGCACCAAAAGGUUGAGAGUUCAAUCCCUGCUACAGGCAGAUACUCCCUCUUUGCAGCACUGAAACCAAUCAAUGACUCCCACUGUUAGUAAUGUAAGAGACUCGGAGCUACGAGCCUUGGUUUGGAGAAACUAAACUUCUGGCUGGUGAACUGUUGGCAAAGUAUUUUCUGCUCAGCUCUCUCAUGACCAGAAGGCAUAGAGUUCAGUUCCCUCUAAAGAGAGGAGUCUUCUUGGCUGACAAAGUGCUCAUGGUAGCACAGCUCUGGUAACUGAAGUUGGUUGAUUUCAUGUAAUCUUUUUAGAAAUAAAAUAUGCAAAGAGUUUGGCACAAAUAACAUGAGUUAGCCUGCUGGGAUCAUUAAACUUGUACACAACUUGUUGUCCCAUGUACUAUCCAAAUCACUCAGGAUGUGGUGCUUUCCAUUAAUCCCUUUUCAAUGCUACAAGUUACUUAAAGAUAAAUAAGAUCUACACAAAAUACACAGUAUACUACCCGGGUACUAUUGUGUUCAGAUGAGAGUGUUUCUCUUAUUAAUUCAAUGAUCUGUAGCAGUGAUGUCAUUUUUCAGUUUAGUGGCUCUUCUGGUGAGGAUUUGAGUGGCUUCCUUGGAAACUUCAUGAAGUUCCCAAUACACUAUGAUUAUGGUUAAUAUGGUUAUGAUGAACAGAUAUAUUCAUGCAUGUUGAAAAUCUAUCAGGAACAAAAAAGACUAUGUUUCAUUUUCUAAUAAGAGUUAUAAGAAAAAAAAGCGUCAGAUUUGAAAACAGAAAUUUGACACUGAUGCAGCUUCUUCUACUCUGUUCUGUGCAAAGAUUUGCUGUGUGACAAAUGGGGCAGUAUGAACAUGACUGUAAAUAUGUGAGGGAUUUUUCCUUAUUAUGAAGUGAGGGGUACACGGAUAUUGAGUUUUUGUAGCAUUUUCUUCAUCGUUUAUGUUGAACUUUCCCUCUGAGAUGUAGUAGAACUAAUUAGAGGAGUAGCUCACACCGUUGUAUUUGUUGAGGACACAUGUACGAUGCUAGAGAGACUAGCUCAGACCCAGCGGCAUGGGCGGGCAUUGGAAGGCUGUGCCCGCCCACCGAGUCAGCUGUGCCAGCUCUGGACUAACAGCAAAACUUUCUAUUAAUUUGAUUUGGGGUUUGUUAUUUUCCAGCAGAGUAGUCAUCUUCAGUAAAAACCAUCUAUCUUGACAUGUCAAUCAAUCCAACCAAUCCAGUCGAUCGAAGGCAACGUGUUAGCCAAUUACAGGUAAAGGGGGGCGGGCCGCUUACCGAGUUUAAGUUCGAAUAUUCAUAGACGGACUCGGUGCGGCGGGAGAUGGAAGGCGGUAAGCAUCGAAAAAAUGGAUAUAAGAGGUUUUUUUGUUCGUCAAAAAAGGACGACAAACACUGACGGGAGCAAGCAGGAAGUAGCGGCAGUGCCACACAGCUCCAGUCUUAGGAAGUUAACUACCAAAGCCAGCUAAGGUCCCUAGCUGCUGUUGAAGUGGAAGUAGAGCUGUGUGGCCCUGCUCUCUGAAUGCCCCUGACCUCUGUUUUAUUGAUAAUAAACUAACACAGCACUACAGUCACUACUGUAUUUUGUUUGUUUUAUUUCUAUAUAUUUAAAGAUGAAAUGCCUCUUGUUACUGAGAGAAAAUAACAUUUCAACACUGUAGGAGUAGCCACGGAGCUGCCGUUAUGCCUGAAGCAGAUAAAAUAGAGGUUUAAAUAAGUGUGCCCCCCUGAAAAAAUGUAAUGCCCUCCCUCUCAUAUAUUCCUGCAGCCAGGUCUGGACUAGCUUGAUGGACAUAACAGCAACUUUGAGGUGGGGCAGGAGCUUUGUGAACACCUAUACAGAGGUGGUGCCAAUAUCAAUGGGAGAGUGAAAAACAGAAACGCUAACAAGGUUUAGGCCUGAGGAAUCUCACUGCAUCUCACAAGUAUGACAUGUUGGUAAUAUUUCACAGAUGAAGCAACACUUUUUUUUUAAAAGGAAGUUAGGCGUUUUACCUCCUGAUGUCAUUUGUAUGCCCUGGCACUGGUCUUGCUCUGUACUGCAGACAGCCAACACUCUCACACUGAGAGGAAAAAAAAAAAAGAUGUGUGACUUGCUCGCCUCUUUGCAAGCAAAUGACGAUAUGCUGAUAAGUUAAUUGCUGCCAUUACAUACCAAUAACCCAUGCACUCAUACUGUCACAAUGUCCAAGUGAAGAUAAAGCUUCUUUGUUGAAUGACAUUGAGACUGAACUUGACAGGCCUUCAAAGAGACAUACUAAUUGGAACACACACAGAGACAUACACAAGAAGAAAUUUACUCCAUCAGUCUAACUCCUCAAUAAUAACAACCUUUGCUUUAGCCACAUGUGGGGAAAUUGAUCAAAUGUUGCUUUUCUCUGUCAGACAGAGUGAUACUGUCCAGCAUACCAAAAAAAGACCUCCGGAGUGUUUUGUCUCUGUUAUUGAAAGUAGAUGGUCUUCUUGAUCUGCUGAUCAUGGUCAGCUGAGUUUCAUCUAAAACUCAAAUCAACAGCAUGUGGACUGAAGGUAUUUUUGAGAUAUUGUGUCGUGCUUGAAUGUGCACCACAGCUCUUGUAAAUGGGAGACACACUCAUCAAUUUUAAUCCAGUGGGAUAACAGCAGCUAUAACUUCAAAACUCCAGACACGCCAGCGGGAUCAGCCAGAAUUUAAUACUAAUACAAAAUGAAAUGUGUUUUCAACUCACCCAUAUGAUCCCACGCAGUAAAUCCAGCUUUAUACAAAGAGUUUUGACUGAAACACUGGCCCUCCUUUAUAAUUAAUAAUGAUGGUAAUGAUGAUGAGGACUCAACUUAAAUAAUGGGGCCUCAGACCAAACUCUGAUUCUUCUUUGGCAACUCAGAUUUGACCUGGAUUGGAACACCGAAGACUUGUCACUAUAGACUUCUAGUCUGAAUCAGGUCCAUGUUUAGGAUGCCAACUGUCCUCACAGCAAACCCUCUUUCAAUUCACUCCUUUACUGAGGCCAAUAACAACCAUGGCAGUUUUAUUUUGAUUGAACUGUGACGGAGAAAAUCUGUCCUCAACCGCAAUACCUCGGUACGUGACUGUGACUGUCAGAAGCUUUAAUUAGUGUCAUUUCAGUCCAGCUAAUGUGUUUCUUAAAAGUCCAGUUUCAGCCAGACUAAAGGUCCUAACACAACACGGCCGACACAAAUAUAGAACGCGGAAUUAUGGCCCCAUGGUAGCAAUUGAGCAUUUUUUCUACUUUUUUGUGCAUGGGAGAAUCAUUGAUUAUUAGUGUUGGGAUCUGCUAUCUGAAAACCCCACAACUCACUGUGACAGAAUCUAGUGCUGCUCCAGGAAAUCUGUUGUCUGCCAUUAAUUAUGUAUUUGCAGUGCAGUGACUGUGCGCUUUGUCCUGUGUUCUUUCUAACAGCCUUGCAGAAACAAAACAAUCUCUGGACUUGUUUGCUCAUCUGUGUGCGUGUGUGUGUGUGUCAGCAGGUGGGUGGUGUUGGUGCUGGUUAGAAUUUUGGCAAUCAGCCCGGGGCUUUAUGACUGCUUCAGCCCGCCAGUGAUGUAAGCCUCAGGUGGUUCACAGACCUCUAAGAGAGCACCUGAGGAGGAGCCUUUAUACGUACAUAAGGAGAGUUUAACCUCAGUUUCAUUUUAAUGACAAUGAAAGGGAGAAGGGCACAACAAUAUGACGCACGAGAUUUUUCACACAGCUCCCACCGAGAAAUGAGCAAAAGCAGACUCCUCCAGUAUUUCUGUGUUUAACCAACAAAAGGUUCACUAACCUGAUGAGCCAACUCACAAAACAAUUAGCAGCUUUUUUUAUAGAACCCUGAUGUGAGGAUUCGCAGCUAUAGCUGUGCUGCUAAUAAUAAAUCCUCCUCUACAUAGCGUUACUUGCCAGCAUAUCAAUUAGACUACAUUAAUACUGGCAUCAUUUAAUGAUAACCAUGUUGAAAACAGUCCAAUUAAAAAAAAAAGAGAAAACAAACAACUGCUAAUAGUCGCAUUUGAUGUGGGUAAAUGCACAAAGUCUCGUCAGGGAGUGAUAUCCAGUAUUAAAACAAUUCCUGUUAAAUUAAAACUGUCUGUAAACUAAACUUUGUAUUAUCCUAAUUAUUAGGUUUUGAGUCAGUUAAAGUCUUUGUGAUUAAACAACUGAAUGUGUGUAGAUAAGGAUGCUGAUCCUUUCCCCCCAUUUGUACAAACGGAGUCAAAAUGUUGCCAUUAUUGCCGCUGAGUUAUUGCACUGGUUAUGUGUUUUUUAGCCAUCUCAUGCACUGAAAUUAAUAUGCAGCAGCAGGAUUUACAUAAUGUCACUUUCUCUAAAUAAAACACGAGUUAGGCCCCCAAAGACUACUCAAGUAGACCUGCCAUAACACCAGUCAAGAACACCUAAAAGUUGCUGGGCAUCAUUUUAAGCUCAGAACAUUUGUGCUCAUGAUUACCCUAAUUUCAGCCAUUUUAGCUUUUGUCUGGAAUGUUUUGAUUUGGCUCCUUUUUUUUGCCCCAGUGAUAUAAAAUAGAGGUUGUGGGUCUUAGAUUUCACAGUUCUUUUUCUGUCACAAAUAACCCAAAAGUCAAGCCUUUCCAAAAGCAUCUGGGUGCCCAUUUAGCCCUCUACCUAGCCCUCCAUCUAAAACAUUCGCUGUCAUUACAUUAGCUUCUGUUAUAAUGUUACUUACAGAUUGUGGUUGUGAGCCUUUAAGGUCUUAACAAAGUCAGGUAUUAGCAACAGUUAAUAUGCAAAUCCAGCUUGUCCUGGCUUUUGUUCACAAAAAAGAUCACUCAGUGCGUUUACAUGCACAGCCUAAUCGGACUAAGCUCAUAAUUCGUUUUUUUUUGCCGAAUCAGACUUCUCUCCUUGUCCGCAUAGACAUGCAACUGAGAAAAUCGAAUUUUUGAUGUGAGCGUGUCCUCCUCCCCAAAACUAGGGGGCGAUAUGGGCCUUUUCAGCGGCGCUGUUUCCCGUUGAUCCAACAACAACAGCAGGUCUGUGCCAGGCGUCAGAAGUGGCUACAACUGCUGCUGAGUAUUUUCAAGCAAGAAGAUGGAGCAUCGUACAGCGUCGUUUUUGUCGAACAUGAUGUACGCGCUACUUUUUCUGCAGAUGAGAUGCACGCUACUCCUCUUCUCUGGUGUUUUUGUAUCAGAGUUACGGGGGAGUGGCGCAAGCGCACAUGCAUUGUCCAAUCAUUCUCCGACUACGCUGGUUACAUGGUAGAGAAAAUCGAAUUCCAAUUGCAUUAUCUGGGUGUCUUAAUCUGAGUUCUCCGACUCCAACCAGAGUUCCCAAACUCCGAUAAUAGCGGACUAAGGUGUUUACAUACACUUCAGUUGUCGGGUCUUAAUCGGAGUAAGGCAAUAAUUCUGUUUUCUCGAGUGUCACGUAAACGUACUGAGUGAAGUGGUGAGCGCAAACAGCUACAUCAUGGCUGUUAACCCAAAACAUCAAAACUUCUCACUAUUUUCAGGUGUCUUUGCUUCUGAAAACGUCAAUGAACUACUCCUUUAUUUGUGCCAUUCCUGGAACAAACAGUAGAAACAAUCUGGGAAAACUUGCCUCUUAGUUAAGAUACAGAGCUAUGACUGCAAAAAGACAACGAAUAAUGUAGUUUCUCCAUACAAGAUGAUUAAUAAUGUGCUUAAACAGACAAUCAUUGUGAAAUUAUUGCUUUGACUUUCCACACAUCUGUUGCUCUAGAUCUGAUGAUUAAUGAUGCAACUUUUUACAAAACAAAAAGUAUAAUUAAUUUAUUGCACAUCCACCUGUAACAUCAGACAGUGAUAGUCAUUAAACAUCAAAUGAGCAAUAAGGUUGACGCCACAGUGAUAAUUAUUCAUAUUCUUACAUCCAUGUGAGUAUACAAAGUGCUUUACUAACGAGAGGAAAUGAAAAGAUGUGAUAAUGAAAAAGGCAAAAGACCAGAUUUAUUAAAAGCAAUAAUGUUGAGAACACAGAGGCAAUUCUAAGUUUAGAAACAUACCCAAGGCUAUUGCACAUUACCUGAACUAAUGGUGCUGCACAAACAUUUCAUACCUCAAUGUUGUUUUUCUCGACCUAAUCGGUAUUGGUGGAUGGUGUUCAGGUUUCAUACCGUCAAUGGUGUCACAGUCCGCCAAAGUCUGCCGCAAUAUAGGUUUUGCAAUACUGUCAUCACCAGUUUCAACAUUAACUUUGUUUUUUUUUUGGUACACAGGCGUUAUGAGUUCACACCAACAAAGUCUCAAUGUUGGGUUAAAAGUGAUAAUGGUCGGUGCACAUCAGCAGCUGGCCUCCUGUUCUAUGUCAUAUUCGCACCAAACUAAAAUUAUUUUCUUCGUGUUACAUGUGAGCAUAACAUUAGAGGAGGUGUCAGUGUUUACAAUGUUAAUGCAUCAGGGCACAGCAGUCAGUUAAAAACUCACUCCGGUGAAAAUCAUAUGGUUCCUGUUGUCUAUAUGUUCAUAUGGUAUUUUUCUGAGGACAUAUCACAUACGGCAUAUCGUUUGAAAGCUGAAUAGCUCCUAUAUAACCUGCCGGAGCAGCGCUGUCGAAAAUAUAAAAAUCCACAAGAACUGAUUUUGAUGCUUCAAUUGAAAUUUUUCACUUCUGGUGGUGGGGUCAGUUUGUCCAUGCUUGCCCUUUUGGUCUUGACCUAAAAUCCUUUGUGCACACUUCAUCCUUACGGUGCGAUAGUCCUCUGACUUUCACUGAACUUUACUGCUUGAGGCCUGUCAAAGUGGUUGCCUAUAGAGGUUGAUUGCUGCCGUACAUUACUGAAUGCUCCUUUGACUCUAAACUCCCCGUCCAUUAGUGUUCACAUAUAAGGACUAAAAGUUGUUCUGAAAAAGGUAAUACAAUGAGACACACAUUACAAAUCAGCUUUUACUCAAAGGAGCCAAACAAACUAAUGAUGCUAGACUUCAGCAUGUCCGUCUUGCAGAAUUGAGCUCUUAGAUCAGACUGACACAGAUGCUUUGGCGUAGCAGAGAUUUCAGUCAUGGAUAACAACCAUCAUUCAGAUAAAAUCUUCACUUCCUGUACACAGCAGCUCUGCAUUGUGGGAUCAAUCCGUUUGUGAAUGUGAAAUUCUGAAAUAAGUGGAAAAUAAACAGAGAAAAGAGUGAAAUGAAGAUGUUGGAGGAGAAUAACAACAUCGUCUGAUCUGGCAAACGUUUGCUCUUGCCUUUUCCAAUGAAGAGUGAUUAGUAUGAGAUAUUUGUCAAUGUAAAUGCCUAAGGGGACAGAUGCAGUAUAAUAAAGAGGCUGUGACGAUUCAUCACAGCCACAUGCUGUAUUGUUAGUCUGGGAGCUGAGUGUCUGGUAAUGCUUUAUGCUGGCUGAGAGUGUAUAUCUCCUAUGCUGUGAUUUUGUCCAUGUUUGCAGGGGCAUGUAUAGACUUUUUUUGAUUCUGUGGGACUAACAGGGUCACUAUCAGAGGCAAGGGGGGAAGGAAGUGUGUGAACACAGACAAGAACCCAAUUCUUUUUUGAAAGGGCAGAUGUACUUGCUUACAAUACAAUACAAGAACAUUAUUGAUCCUGAAAGAGAAAUUCAUUCAUUCGUGCUUGAGGUUCUUGAAGACGUUUGGCCUUUCUUCAAAAAGGCUUCUUCAGUUGUAGAGUGACUGGGGCCAAAGUUGGAAAUUCAUAGCCUUUGUUGGUCAUCCAGCUGUUAAAGGGGUGUGUGGUCACCUGAGAGUUGUUAGCAAGGUAGUUGACCUGGUUUCCCUCCUGGGUCUCUUCAGGUUUGCCUGAUUUGCAUAGUGUUGAAGCCUGUGAUCCACAACGAAAGCGAAUCCAAGGCUGAAUUGUAAGUGGAGGAUAAGAAGUGUCUUAAACCGCCACCUCUUUUCAAGGAUGGUUUCUACAGUUUAACAAAGAUGGCUUCCUGUUUCUUUGGAACCAUUCCAAGCCACUGGUUUAGAUAUGUGGACGACACCUGGGUCAAGAUUACAUCCAGUGAAGUAGAAGCCUUUACCACUCACAUCCACUCUGUUGAAGACUACAUCAAGUUUAUGAGGAUGAGGAUGUAAAAAACAGACAAGCCUGGCCGUCUGGAUUGUGUAGUCCGGGUGGAGGAGGAAAGAAGCUUCCGUGAACUUAAAGAAACCCAAACACCUCUGGGAAGUCCUGAAAAAAUGUGGGUUCCCCAAGUAGGCCCUCAUCAAAUCUACAAAUAAACUGAAGACCAACCGGAGAUCACUCUUACCCCCAAUCUCCACAGCAUCCGGAACGGCUACGAAAAGGCGGCUCAUACUUCACACCAUGCAAACAGACAAGUGAAAAGUUUUCAGACAGCAUUUCACCCCGAUGACACCGUGGAUGGGGAAAUGCAGAUUCUAGAAGUCUAGAAGUAGAUUUCCUCCUCUGGCAGGACACAAUCUACUGCUUAUAUGGAUAUGUGGCUAUAGAGACAACUCGAUAUCACGCGAUUGCACGUGAAUUUGUAAGUUCUUGUAAGUUCUCAUGAUAAUGGCUACUGUUCCGGAUGUGGUGGAUAAUUGGAGGUUACUCCAACGAGUUACUGAUCUGCAUGUGUAACCCUCUUUUUUAUUUACUAUUUGAAAUUUUACUUUUCAAGUUUUGUGAACUCACUCAUGGAUCAACUGACUAAAACUGAAUGUAAAGUCUGUGUAACUACAACACAGUAAUAACUGCGGCAUCUGAUUCUAAUCAUAUGCACAUUAUGUACAAGGUUUUACCUCACAAUAUUGAGAGGUGGAACAGAUGAAUAAGGAGCUCGAAGUGUGCGUAAGUGUGACCUUCAGCUUUUCAGCCACUAGCUCACUUCAUGGUUCAAAACAGAUUUGCCUGCAAAAAAGCCAUUGUUUAAUUUGAAAGCUAUCACCACUGAUGAACAGCAUGGACCUUGUUUACCAUUUAACAAAAGCCAUCUCAUUAUUCACCUUUUGUUUUCUCUGGAGCACACUUGUAAGAAAUAAUAAUAACUUGAUCAUGACUAUAGGCUUGUAUACAGAUGAAUAGGCGCAUUCUGUGUAACCCGUUGUAUACUGUUUUGUUGUAUAAUAAUCUCCUCCAGUUAGGCCUCAUUUGUGUUACGUGGAUCAGCCUUCAACAAGCUAAUCACAAACGAUGUAAACGUGAUCUUCUUACAGCAGACAUUUCCGACUUGAUUUUUACGGAAAGUCAGUAAAGCUAGAGUCUGAUCUACCUUUGUGCACCGACUAUCUUUUAGGACAGGAAAAAUCUGCUGGAAACAUUGAAUAAGUGGCUAAAGAAUGUAAUGGACUUAAACUCACAUGGGAAUAUACCUCACUUCUUCAAGCUACCAACUGGAACUGCAUAAAAAUAGAUUAAUAGGUGAUCUAUAAAAGCAUUUUAUUCAUUUGUGUGUCAAGAUGCUCAGCUGUCAUCCGCAGUUAUCAAUCACACUUGAAUCAGUCAGUAAGGCAGUUUUUAUUACACAAACUCUGUCACUUCAGAGCCUCUAUGGUGCAGCUGAUAGGGGUUGUUUACUCCUGUUUGCUGAUGGGACUAGAGCGUCCUCUUUUAGUUAUUUUCUCCCUGCUUCUGAUGGUAUUUUUUAGUCUUUUGUUGCGUUUGUAUUUUGCAUUUCCAAGAGAUGUUUCUGUGUGACGAUCAAUAACUGUCACUUCUGACGUGCUAUAAAUAAAUAUUCAUUUGCGGUGGAAAAAUCUUUUGUAUCUGACUGAAUUGUUGUUUGAGGCAUUUUGCUUAUGCACGUGUAAAUCCUGAGUAAAGGCGUUAUGUAGAAUCCUUACAGGCAACUUUUAAAAGGAGCUUCUGCUGGAAAAGGAUCAAACAAGAGAUUUUUUUUCUAAGAAACUCAAAAACAUUAUGCGUAUCGUGUACAAGUUACCUGGCACAUUUUGAUGAUCAGGGUUAUUUUUUCUCUUACAAAACUUUGAAGCUAAAAUUACUGUGCUUUUCUCGUUCUCCAUGCUCUGUUUGUUUGAUGUUAACAUGGUGUAUGCUUGUUGAGCUGGCUUGACUUCAUUUUGAAUGCAGAUGGAUAUUUUCUUGUCUCAUUUUGCCAGAUCCAGUUCUCCUCUGCUUUGAUGUUGGAAAUUGCUAAUUUUGUGCCAUAAAAGCAAAUAAUGUUGUCUUUUACACAGUAUCAGAGAGCUACAGUUUUGAAAGAAAAUUACACUCCAUAUCUUUGCAAAGAUGAGUCAUACACUGGAAGCACAAUUCCUCUUCACUUGUGCAAGUAAUCUAAAUGUUCAGCUCUUAUAAAAUGCCUGAUAGUGCCAACAAUGGGUAUAGGACACUUAAAGAUAAUAUGAUGGACCUUAUCUUGUUGUCAGAAUCAUAGGGAGUAGGUCAAUACCUGCGGGAGAUCAAUACCAAUACAAUAAACUGUGAAAUUUUAUGACAGUGUGCCAGUCCUGACCCUUCACAUUUUGAUGAUUUGUGAGUAAUGUCACUGUUCUCUCAGUAAAUAGUUUGUUCGAGCUCUUUUUUUUUUUAACCCUCUAAUGUGUGAUAAAUGGGAAGGGAUGGGUUGUGGUACAUGUACAUUGAAUUUCCCCUCAAGGAUAAAUUAAGUUAAGAAAUGAAGUUCUUACUCUCAAAGUUACAAACAUUUAAAUACAGAAGAAUCAUGAGUUACAGUUAAAUAUGACUAUCUUACAAUUAAAGGUUAAAAAUAGUGGCGUAAGAAGCACAAUGAGGUUAGAAGGAAAUUAUGAGUUCAAGUAUAGAAGUGCUAGAAACAUCUGUUAGACCUGCAGUAAUUGGUUAUUGGCCAUUUUGGCACUGUAGAGCUGAACUGCGAAGGUAAACACAACUUUGUUAUUUAAUUAUCUUUUAAAGGUGGGGUAGGCAGGAUCUGAGGAAGUUCCAGUUUUGGGGAGAAAUCUUGAAUGUAAACUCUACCCCUCCCAACCAGUUUUCCCCUCAGCUCCUCCUCUCCCCUCCCUCUCUGCUCCAGCAAGCCCUGCCCAUAAAACAGACGCUCCUGCUCGCUCGUAUCGUUUCAAUUUAAUUCAGCUCUUCUUAGCUCUUGUCUGGUCUACCUCCGUUUUAAGCGCCCGUUAUUCCGUCAGAGUCUCCGGUACUUACUUUGUUUUAUUGCUUGCGUUUUCCGUACUUUCUGGUCGGUUUCUACUGUCCGAUGUUGUAGCACGCUAACUUUGUUUGGGCUCGUGAACGUUAUCGGAGGACGUGGCGCGUGCCUAACAACACGAGACAGCAGCGUCUGCCUCACAACCAACCAGGUUAAGGAAGGUGGAGAACGACUUUGUUUACAGUCAGAAAAAGGGGGCCACUCAAAAAUUUUAAAAUGUUGACUACACAGACAUAACAGAACACAGCGAUAUCGUUAUAUUACCAAAUGUCAUCAAUUACUAAUAGCUACUGACUGAUAUUAAAAGCUUUUUUGUAUAUAAACCACAAAAAAAAGAUGCUUCUUUAACGGAAUCCUGCCAACCCCACCUGUAAGUUGAUCUGUUAUCAAACCACUUGUAGUUCCUUAAUCAAAGAGGACAGAUCAGUGGAUGAAGCAGGUAAAAGAGGUUAGGGAUGUUGACAUGCAGGGAAGACUUGAUUCCACAGGUUGGAAUCAAGCCGAAAUGUCUCCUCUGGUCACUGGUCACACGACUUAGCCAUUCUGCCAAACCUGCACUCGGGUACUUUGGGGCAAUUCAGACCUCAACAGAGGGCUGUAUGUGGAGUCUAAAUAAGCAGAAGAAGUAUGUGCUGGAACUAGGAAUUUGACUCCAGUUUUCAGUGCCCUAAACCUAAAGGCAUGGGAAUAGACUGAUGUAACACCAGCAUUAAAUCACGAAAGUGCCAUGCAAUUAAGAGUGUGAAACUAGAUGAAUGAGCAGACACACCAAAGGCAUGAAGGAGCACAGCAAAGCAGGAAAACUGCAAUGCAACCUUGAGUUGGACCCAAAAGAGACAGAGUUACGACUUUUCUGCAAAAAACCGACACAAACAUAGAAGCAGUCACACAUUACUGCUAACAGCAGGUAAUGUGCAAGUCAUUUUCAUCAUUAAGCAGCUAAAGAGUCAGGACUCUGGAUUUGGAAAAUGUUAUUUACUGGACUUUGAUCAUCCAAUACAUGGUCAAAAAAUGUCAGUAACUGCAAAGCAUAGAUUAAAGGUGAGCAGAAGUGUAGAACUGAUUUAAUUUCUGAUCCAAAAAAUUAAUUACCAGAUAUUUGCUCAUCUACAGCAGGUAUUUUUGGCUAACAAAACCAAGUGAAGUAAUGCACAAUGCAUCCAAGGGUCAACUUUGGUUGUUGAUAUACAAUGAAACCAAUGCAGAGGUGCAAUAAACUGCAGAGUGUCCACUUGAGGCUGGCUCAAUAAGGCCAAGAAUCCUGAGUAACACCCGGGUCAAAAUGACAGCAUGGAUCUUAAACGUCUUUUCUGUUUUGUACACACCAUGCAGGGGUCAGUUAUAAAAGUAAAGCAUACAUGUACACGAUAAGUGGCCCUCCUCUGCUUCACCUGUGUCUGUUUAGGUUGACUAAAAGUUUGGCAACCUAGAAAGUGACAAGUUCAAGUCAGCAAAUGUAUUUUGACAACUGUCAUUUUUGUCUCAGAAAUCAGUGGGUGAUGUCACUGAGGCUAUACUCACGCUAAUGGUACACAAGUAGUGUUUAUAUACCGCUUUCUUUGGUCAUCUGACCACUCAAAGUGCUUUUCAAUUACAUGUCACAUUCACCCAUUCACACCAUAUUCAUGCACUGGUGGCAGAGACUGCUCUGGAAAGUGCUCAUUAGAUAUUGAGUAAGUUCAUUCACACACUGCUAGACACAGCCAGCAGAUGCAUGUGGGCUCAAGUGUCUUGCCCAAGGACACUUUGGCAUGUGGACUAUGGGACUUGAGAUUAAAUGCCCCACCUGACUCUACUGCUGCACUUAGCUGCAACUCGCAGGCCUAUAAAUACAGUCUACAUGUGCGUCUUCAAUUCAAUAUCUCAAAUUCCUUAUUAUUACAAGGUUGAAAAGAAAGUGUUUAAACAAUUGCAAAACACCGGACCAAAAUAGCGGUUUCUUCCGGGUGGGUCUGCCCACUCUAAUCCAACACUGAAUAUGAUUUACAAAUCUAAAGACCAUUGAAACAAAGGUGAUGCACAGUAAGUGCAUCGAUACAUUAUCAUUUAGCCCACUGCCUCUCUGAUUUGUAGGUAUGUGAGAGACUAACACUCCAGCCGACUUCAUUAAGUUUCAUUUUCCAUUUUAUCUCUCCUGAAGUGGACCAUUAAGUUCGUGCGUGAGGGUAACUGAUCAGCCAAUCUGUCCGUGAUUUAUGUGGCAGGGAAACUGAGGACUUUACUGAGCCUCAGAACACAUUGAUUACUGACAUGGUUAAUUGGCUAAACCCACUGGUACACUGAGACAGGCUUAUUGGAAAUGUCAAAUCAAGCGGCUCAUUUGCAUUCAUGAUGUAUGGUGUCUAUUCCAGCUUCUGCUCAGGCAGCACAAACUGACACACAUAGAAGGAAAGCAGAGAGGACCUGGGAUCUCUGCCUUGAAUUUGCAACUGACCAUCUGGCCUUCCAGGACAUUGGCAUUGGUCGGAUCUCUCUUUUUAUCCUGCUAGCAUCCACAUGUCUGUUUUGGAUGCACUUAGCUGACAUGUGCUGAAUGGUGUAGAAGAGCUUGUAUGAUUCCUGAUGUGAGCAAGAUGCAAUUCAGCUGAGGGCUCUGAGUACAGAUCCAGCCUCGAAAGAACAUGUAAUUGAUCGAACAGUGUCGGCAAAAUGGAAAAUAUGUUCGUUCUUUCUUCUUCUUCAGUGUGUGUGUGUGUGUGUGCAUGAGUGUGUGAUUUCAAGAUCAAAACAGUGCCGGAGAAAAUUUUGCCCCUGAAAUAUCUAAAGUGUAGGCAGAUUAAAGCAGCAUGAAAUUGAAAAUUUAGAUGUAAGCAGACAGAGUUAGGGGACAUUACUUUAGAGAAGAGAGGAGGUAUAAGUUUACACCGUCUGAAUCCUCUUUUCAUAUUGCCUGGCACAUUUACAAAUAUGUUGUUAGGAUAAGAGACGCACAAUCCCUCAGUAAAGCACACCGCAUAUCCCCAAAGAGGAAAAAAAAACAUUCUUGUGUAGCGAUGGCAGCAUUUUUGACUAGAAUAGACACAAACAUGACAAAGAAAACGUCUUGAAAUGCAAUGUAGUAAAAACAUAUCAAGAGAAACAAGUGCUCAACAAAUAAAAAUAUUCUGCAGUCUUUCUAGAAGCAUUAAAAUAAAACCAUAAACAUAACUGAGCAGAGACUGAAAGGAGGAGUGGCAGCUCUCUUAUAAAAAUUCAUCACCUCUACAGCCGUUAAAGUCAGCGAGGGUCUGUCUGUUAUAUAGCUCCUGAGCUCUUUGACAGAAACUGCUCCCGUGAAAUGUUACACAAUUUCAUCGUAGCACUUUACAUGUAUUUAUGUGUAUAAUUACGGUUUUAUAAAAGCCCUGUAUUCUGCGAAGGCCUUGCUCCUGAUGUGUACGUGAAGUUCAGAUUGUAAAAAGUGACUCUUCAUGAUUUUAAAUUGAACUUUGUCAUAAAGAAACUACGCAAAUAUGUCUCACGAGAAAUCUGAAGCCAUUUAGAGAAUAUUUUGACUAGACAAGGUUAAACAGGGAAAAGAUAACUGAUAUUCUGACUACUGAAUUUAUAAGUCUUGUACAAUACAUUUAUCCUGUGAAUUAUUAAGUAAGUGAUAGUAAUCAUGGCAAAAAAAGAAGAGCUUUGGGUGGGAGUCUUGCCUCAUCUGACAUGAUUCUAAAUAACUACCAUAUCACAUUACCCUGGUAAAGACAUAAAUAAGUUGACAUCAAAAUGGUUUAAAUAUGAUUUUUAUUGAUGUAAAAAAAAUAGUAUAAACUGGUUGAUUUCCGGAGCUGAUAACCGUCCUUGCAUGCCUGUUAUUCCACUUCUCUGACUCACUCUGUAGACUUUACUCAUGCUGUAUAAGUGACGCUGCACUCUGGACAAGGUUGGUCAGGUAUUCAGAAAGAGUGGUUUAGCAUUUCUAUGAGUCUGCCGCUUACUUUCUGGGUAUAGCACAUACUUAUUUAGCAUGCAUUCACAGUACAAAAUUUCACAACCCAAACUCUGAGAGGCUUAAGUAAGAAUACUUCAUGCAAGUCAGCCUUGAGGCUGUUCUCUCCGUGACAAAGCAACAAUUACUUGAACCUGCAGGCCACGUUAUAAGAGACUGGUUAGGUUAUCCUCUGUAAUUUUCAAAGCAGUUAUGAUCCGCUUAUAAGGUUCAACCAGGUGGAAAACAUUUCAAAGUCAAAAGACUACUUUUGUUCUGCUAAAGAGUUGCACAGAAAGACUAAUUUUGCUUUCCUAAAAGUUGAGCUGCUAUCAUGCAAAAAAAACAAAAUAUGCUGCCCUAUUAAUCAUGUCUCUAAUCCUUGGUGAUUAAAUCGGACCUCAAGAGAGAGGGUGCUGUUGUACUGAAUAUCUACAUGACUGUGAUUAAGUAAUAAGCCUGAUGCAAAGAUCAUGACAGCAGUACUGAUAUUCAGCAUAACUCUCAGAAGGGAUGGGAAUCGAGAACCGGUUCUUGUUGAGAACUGGUUCCAAAUGGUUCAAUCCAACGACAUCAUUUACAUUUUAUCUUGACGAUUCCCAAAACGAUUCCUUUCUUCCGGGUGCUUUGAAAAACAGUUUCGCGAGUGCCAGUUUACGCGAACAAGAACAGAGACAGAGAAAAAAAGCAUGGCGGACGGUAUGAAAAGUAGGCAGAAACGAUCUAAAGCGUAGCUUCAUUUUACUAAGAGAGAUGACAACACCGCGAUGUGCAACGUAUGUGGAGCAGUGACAUCAUGCAAAGGUGGAAACACCAGCAGCAUGCUUAAAUAUUUGACAACGAGGCACGGCAUCAAAUACAUACAUUUUUUUCUGUUAUCAGAGACUCGAUAAAAUUUUGAGUUAACAAUGAAAACCUAAAGUCUACCUUUUUUUUUUAAAUCAAAGAAAGGCAUUUAUAAGGAAAUCAUUAAAGAAUUGAAUCGAUAAAAUCUUAUCAAUUCCUAUCCCUAACUCUCGGUUAAUGUGGCGCACUUCAAGUCUGCUAACAUUUUCUUGUGUAAAAGCUUUAAGACAUAAAGAGUUCGUCACUCACACACUGAUAUCAUAAGUCGCCUUGCUGUCGUUUUGUCCAAACAUAACUUACAUUAAACAAAGUUUACUGUUGGUAAUAAGCCGUGAAGGUUUUACGCACACUUCAGUUUUGUUGGUCAUCACAUAGUCGCCUCACUUAUUUACCCAACAGCCUCCCAAGUACAUGUGCGUUGGGGAUGAUGAGAGACACAGCUGUGUCAGGAACACAGCUGUGCUAACAAGUGCUGUGUGUCAAAUAGUGACAUUGUAUGUUGGCGGCACUGUGUGAGAAUUACCAAAUGUUAGGAUGGAUCGCCCUUGAGUCUGUCAAAAUGAUGGACAGCCUGUCAUUUUUUUUUAAAUGCAUCAAAAAUUAACUCUUACUCUGAUGUUGAGUGUGAUACUGUUUUUAGACAACACCUCUACAGGCUAAUUAUUGAAAUGAUCAGUAAUUAACAAAGAGUUUUCUAUUUUCUACACAGCUGGUUCCACAUCUUGAUUGAAGCUGGACAGUUACCUAGCAACACACAGUUAAUAUAUGUAUUUAUACAUGUAGCCACCACCCAGCUACUACCAUUCAAAGGUGUGUUUAUGUAUUAUCGAUGAGGUGAAAUAUUGAUCUAAUUAUAGUUGUUUUGUCAUGUUUUUUGGCAUUAGGGCAAAACUGAUCCUGUAAUACUGCUGAUAGAGACAUUUCAGUAAAUAUCCCUGCUUCUGUACUCCAUAUCAGCUUUUUUUAAUGAGUUACUUGUUUGGAGCUGACUGUUAAGUAAUUCUUCCUUAUCCUUGAAACAGUGUGGGGCAAAAACUCAUUCCUUUGAUACCUCGUCAUUGAACUGAAGAUGCCUGAUGGAAGUUUUUGAAGCAGAACAAAUCCCCUUAUCUUUCUACUCCAUGUUUUGGUUUGAUCUCCUCUCUUACAGCGCUGUUAGAGGUCAUACUGGCUGGGAGAGACUGCUUGGUGGCCGGAGACUCAUGCUCGAGUGAUGAGACUUGCAGUCCACGUCUGCGAACUUUGCGGCAGUGUGUGGCCGGCAAUGGCAGCAUGAAGCUCGGUCCUGGUGCCAGGAGUCAGUGUGCCAACGCAGUGUCAGCCCUGCUGUCCAGCCCCUUACAUGGCUGCCAGUGCAAACGAGGCAUGAAGAAGGAGAAGAAUUGCCUUAGCAUCUACUGGAGCCUCCAUCAGUCCAUCAUACACGGUCAGUUCAUACUGAAAAAGCUGCAAAAAAGCUUUAACUGCCCAUAAAUCUUACAAAUCUAAUCUUGUUCUCAUCUUAUUCCAAAAUCAUUGAAUACGGAUCAUUUGUUGUGACAUUGUUCAAGAUCCAAAUAAAUAUUUUCCACCUCUUUCUUCCUUUUUUCUAGGGCUCAAACUGGUGGAGAAUUAUCCCUACGAGACAGUGCAGAAGGAUUACGACUAUGUCCGCUUAGCCUCUAUCACUGCAGGCAAGUUUACCCAUUUCAUCAACCUUCACUUAUUUCAAACAUUCUUACCUUUUUAUGCACCUGUCAACUGAUUUUCCCAGGAAGUACACCCAACACCAAAAGAGGUCCUCCUCCCUUCUCUAAAGUUUAACCCCAGUAUCCAGGAAGACACAGUUUCUUUCAUGUUGUUAAAAAAAUGCCAUCGCUCAUUUUCCAGAUAGUUUUAUCACAUAAUCUAUGACUAUCAGAGAAAAUCAAUCCAGCUGGGGCUGAAACAAUCCCUCCAACAAUUUCAACUUUGGUACUAAAACGCCUCAUGAAAAGUUAUUUGCUUGAAGACCAAGUUAAAAUCAGGACAGCUACACUGUUCACAAUGUGCAUAUGAUGGUUAUUCCUGUGGAUCAAUGCCCGAGAUUCUUCUGUGGGUGUAAUGUGGAUCCAAUGUGCAGAUUCAAAUCAGGGAGAACAAGAAUAAAGAAGAUAAUAGAGCACCCCAGCAGAAAGUUACGAUAAAAGAGAAACAUAAUGAAGUGCGUCUGAAAAACUGACAAAAGAACUUUCCCACUGCGCAAUGCGACGUCGAAAAGACAUCUAUUCAACGUAUUUUUUCGACGAUGAGAUACAAAUGUGGAUGUCAUUUCAACGUCUAAAAGAGGUCCAACAAUGACGUCUAAAUCUUGGAUCCAUUUUGUACGUUGUGCUGACAUCUAGAUUUGGUCUUCAGAUGACGUCCAAAUUCUAAACGUCAGAGCGACGUCUAAAAAAGGUCCAAUUUGGACGUCGACAUUUAGAUGUGGUCUUUGACGGACCGACCCAAUAUUGACUUGAUCUGCACGUCUCUUUGACAUCUGAUGUUUGGUGGGUUGUUGACAUUGCAAAACCUCAACUGGAACCAUCCAGUGUUUGCAUGGAGUCCACCGAGUGAACCAGGAUUUUGAUUUUAAAUGUGACCCUGCAAAUUUGCAAUUCUACAUGAAUGCAUCAGUGUUCUCUGACAGGGGAAUUAUGCUUUUCCAUUUUUACAAUAAAAAACGCAAAGUUACGAUGUUUGGUGUCCAUACUAAGGGUAUGCAAAUGUUCCAAUUGUGAGGUAAAUGUAUGUUGUCAUAAUCCUAGGAUAGUGAUGUAGACUGCUCAAAAUGGUUUGUUGGGAAAUCACACGAGAUCUCACAGAACAGUCAAUAAAAACUAACAAGGUCAUUGCAUUAUGCUCUCCUUACUGGUUCAUCUAAGCUUCCGGCACAGCAGCUAAAGCAAAGCGUUUCAGAUGGAGGCUGAAAUAAUGGUAUUUUAUUACACCAACACAACACAAGACUUUUCUUUCUAUCCCAAAUCAUAUGAAGCUCUUAAAGAGGUUUCAGACAGAAAGUGUAGAGUCUAAAAAAAGCACAAUUCCCCUUCCUUAAAGUCUUUUUAAACUAUGACCCCACUGAUGCCUCUACUUAAAGUUAAAAGGAUCUCAGUGGACAGAAAUUACACCACACCACUGAUAUGUUAUCGCACUGAUGAGCCAUAACACUAUGAACACCUGAGCAAGCUCAUGUAACAACAGGCCAAAAAUAUAUAUGUAAUAAAAAAAAUUCCUGAGCACUCAGAUUUCUUAUUCAAUUACUCUAUUAAUGAACGGUGGAAACAAUUUAAUAAUGGAUUAGUAAAAUGAAUGAUUACCGCAGCCCUAAUUCUCACAUUGCUCAACUGCAGCAAAAAGCUAAAGGGAAUAUUCAUUUUCACAGAACUGAUUACAGCGAGACAACCUCUGAGAAGAAUAUACAUUUUGGAUAUAAAUUGCAAAAAGUAUUUCAAAAGUUUUUCUUUUUUGCUUUUUUUCCCCGUGUUUCAUUAAAAUAUUGAUGAUUGGGCAGAUGAGGAGAAUCUCCCCCUGCUUACCGACCAAUAUGAACUUGUUUUGAGUGUCAGCCACAAGAUAAAUAAUAAUGCAUCAGAUUUCAUACAGCGCUUUAUCAGAGACCCUCAAAGCGCUUUACAUUGGAUACAUCAUCCAUUCGCUCACACAGUCACACCCUGGUGGUGGUAAACUUCCUUAGUAGUCACAGCUGCCCUGGGGCAGACUGACGGAAACAUGGCUGCCACCACCACACAACACUCACAAUCAUACACCAGUGGAGGACACACACUGGGAACAAGGUGGGUUAAGUGUCUUGCCCAAGGACACAACGGACAGACUUGGGAUAGAGGGGAAUCGAACCGCCAACCUUCCAGUUAUUGGACGACCGCUCUACCUCCUGAGCUACUGCCACCCUUAAAGCACCUAAAGUUCUGCAAACAUUCACAGAAACACUUCUCUGACAUGUUUCCUCUGACGUGUUAGCCAAGGAGCAACACUUCAUGUUUACUUUGGAUCUUUCUGUGCACCACGAAUAUAACAGGCUAAUUAAAAUAUGGUAAAAGAAAAAAAAAGAUAAAUCCUUGAGAGCAGAGGUGUAGGUGAGACAGCUUAUGAUGAAUGGAUGAAGGUAGUUUUUUCAACAAACAGUAAGAUAAAGAAAGAAAAAUAAAGCAGUGAUAUAUUGCUGUUCUGGAGUCCCUGUAUUGGGCUGUGCUGGAUGAUCAAAAUCUCUGUAAUAAUCAAUACCAUACAUUAGGAAUCACUGCACAUGGCUUACUCUAGCAGUAGAUGGAAUUUGCAUCAUCAUAAUAGAACAAGACGGUGAAUAAGGUGAGACCUCAACUCAUUCAUGCUUGUUUGUUUGUCUUGACUCCAUUAAUCCUCCGCGUCAUAUUUCAUGAGAUCCCACAGCUCCGAGGGAAAACCGCUGACUCAUUGCUAAAGCAAACAGUUUAAAGAGGGCAGCCUGUUACUGCUCGUUACCAAGGCAACAUGUAAACAACGGGGUUCAUUCAGAAACUGCCACAUCGAGGACAUCGAGGCUUCCCAGGGUCUGUAGCAAGAUUAGAUUCACACAAGCAAAAUUAGCAACACUCAUCUUCUGGUGGUGACGGCGAAUAUUCACUGAAGUGAUUAUUUUUUCUUUUAAUCAGUGUCUGUAUUUCCCUCUCAUGCUCCAGUGCAUAACUCAAUAAACACAGCAGUCAGAGACGUCGGAGGAAAAAGUUAUCACCAGGGAACAAAAUGACUCAUCUAUUGCGUCAGAGUAAUAUAUGAUAGCUACAAUAAUCAAUAACAGGUGACACAGGGUGCUGCAACACAUAUUAUUAAAGUGGGAGUGAACUUUUGUUGAGAAGCUCUCACAUUGACACUUUCUGAGGUUAUAUAAACCAGUUUCCAGGGUUUGAUAAAAACCAGCUCUGACUGCGUGAACUAUUCUUUAUAAUAUACGAAAUAACCUUGUAAUAAAGGAAAUGGAGUCAUAGCAAAAGUACCAAAGUAUUGAUGCACAUUUGAUGGACAAGUGAAGGACAGUGAAGGACCUGCAACACAGCGGACAGACGCCGCUCUAACUGUGGAAUAAAGAAGUCAAUAGAUCACUCAACAAACAAUGGCAUCGCUGACGGGUUUUCGAGCGAGGUCAAUUUGUAAUUUCUUUGCAGACAUUUCUCUUAUAAGAAAAGUAAUAAGCAAAUUGGUUUUCUUUUGCAGAAAAAACCAGGAACAAAUCAACUUUUGAUGCAAAACAGGUGGAAAUUGUCACAAACAAAGUCGUUUCAAGAAAAGAUCAAAACACUGAAAUCGGAGCAGAAUUUAUUCCCAAUUGAAUUUUACUUCAAAUUCAAGUUUUGAUUGAAGUCAAAAGCUGGUUAUUGCCAUUUGCAGUUCUACUAUGGAGGCUAAUGAAUAUUAAUUAAAAGGAUAAAGACCUGUUAUAAAACUGUAAACAAGAAAUUCAGUAGUUAUGGCCUUGAAAUGAUCUCUUUUAUAGCAAAACAACAGACCUUACUCCUCUCCUGAAACUCAUUUUGUGAUCCUGGUACUUAGGAAAACAUCACCUAUUAAUUUCCACACAACCUCAUUGAGAGGUCUUUAACUCCAGAUUAGUUUACAAAACAUUUGAGUGUUUUGCAAGUUAAAAGUCCGCUAUAAAUCACAUAAACAGACCAGAUGUGCUCCGUAUCCUAUAGACAUGACCCUCUAUUGCUCCGCUGCUAUUUUUUGACUACUUUAUUUCUCCCAUCGACAGAUUCUGAUGUUGGCAUGACAACUGUGAACCGCUGCCUGGAUGCAGCGAAGGCUUGCAACGUGGAUGACUUGUGCCAAAAGCUACGCACAGAAUAUGUCUCUGCUUGUAUCAAACCCACUGCCAAGUCUGGCCUGUGCAACCGGCCAAAGUGCAACAAGGCCCUGCGCAGGUUCUUUGACCGAGUCCCUGCAGACUACACCCAUGAACUGCUCUUCUGCCCGUGCACGGAUACAGCUUGUGCAGAGCGUAGGAGGCAGACUAUCGUACCCAGCUGCUCUUAUGAAAGUGGGGAAAAACCAAACUGCAUAACGCAGAUGAGGAUCUGCAAUGCUGACUAUGUGUGCAGGUAAGAACUGACCUCAACAGAAGGCUUAUAAUUGCUUCCCAUUUAUUUCAGUGUGUGCCUUUCUCUCUACUUUAAAGCAUAUUAAAGUUAUUACUCACAGAGAUACGGUCUCUUAUGCGUAAAAUAACAUAUCGCUAAAGUAUGAUCCGCAUUUUUGUGUGCCUAAUGAUCCAGCUCUUUUCUCAAGGUAUAGCACAUCCACAAAGCCAAUGUUUCAUCGUUCCCGGCAUGUUUAAGUAUUCCUUGGAUAUAGAUUUUACAUAAACUCACCUUACCCAUUUUGGGCCAGACUUGUUCGGUAUUAGGUCCCUUUGAAACCAAAUAAACAGCCAUUCAAUCAGCAAAAUGGCCCGCUGUUUUACCCUAAAGCUUUCUACCACCAUUGGUUAGAACACCCCAGAGAGCCUGUUGGAAUAACACAUUAAAUAUUUAGCGCAGAUAAAGAGCCAGAUGGAUCAGAGUUAUCGCUCAUUGCUAUCUCUGGUCAUGGCCAUUAUUUUUCACAGCCCCAUUACACUCAGAGGGCUUUACUAAUGAUCCCAGGUCUGGGGGAUGAAAUAUAUUACUCUUUCUAUCACUUUCACAUUACAGUCCAAUGCUUUCAGUCUUAACCAGUGGCAACAAUAUUUCUUUAUGUCAGAGGGAAACUCUUCAUUAAAUGAAAAGUUACAUUAGACAGGAUGCAUAUAAAAGAACCGGAUAACUUUUACAUUUAACAGUACCAGGGUGUGUUUGUUUGUCUCACCAGUUGUUGCUUGUUGUUUCUGUAGGUCUCGACUGGCACAGUUUCAGUACGACUGUGAACCCUCUGAAAUGUCUGCCAAUGGCUGCAAGCAAGGAAACUACGGGGCCUGUCUCCUCGCCUACACAGGACUCAUAGGUAUGUGCACACCUGAGAGGUAUCAGCAAGGAAAGAAACAGAAAGACAAAAAGGAAAUGAAAUGAGGUGUUGGAGAAGGGAAGAGGAAGUAUGCAUAUGAGCCAUAUGCUGUUUUAGUGAAGGAUAAGGUAAAUCAUGCAGUGGCAACAAAAAAAAAAAGAGUGAAAGCUCGCUGCAGGAUGAAUUAAUAAAUACAGAACAGGUAGGAAAUGAGUGGGAGAGAAGAGGAAAACUCCACAAUCCAAACUUAAGUCAAAAGUUCAGAAUAAAGCAGAACAAAUCUUAUAUUACAGAAAAACAGCGCUUCUUUACAGAAGUUUUAAUUUGUUUUUUUUUCACAGUCUAUAAAAAAAAAAGAAUAACAGCCACUUCUUUUCCACACACUGAAGAGGACCUAAUGCAUUUCAAGAACCUCCAAUGGUGCCCUCAGCGCAAACACACUUGGCAUUUUCAUUCUUGUCUUGUAUUUAUUUAAGCACUUGAAACCCUCCACUAUGAUUAAGAAAAAGGCGCUGAAAGAAAACUCUACACCAGAGACUGCUGUGACCUAAAGAAGGUAUGGCGGUCGGGUGUUUGUCAGAAUUUCCUCAUAUCAUCAUAUAAGCUGGUGCACAUUCGGUCUAUCCAGCAAAUGAUCCGCCCUGUGCUGUGGGUCAGCAUGAAGGAAAUGCAUCAUCCAUUAAUGUCUCAGAUUAUAAAGCACUAUGGAUUCAGUGUAACAGCUCAAAGGUGAAUGAAUAUUUAAUACUGACUGAGGCCUGCUGUGGGCUCUCUGCAGGAAGCACAAUCACUCCAAACUAUGUUGACAACUCUACAUCCAGCGUGGCUCCAUGGUGCUCCUGCUCGGCCAGUGGAAGCCGGAAAGAAGAGUGUGAUACCUUUCUGGGAUACUUCACUGACAACAUCUGUCUCCGUGAGUACCACUCGAACCCAAACAACACGCAGGAGUAAAAGAAGAUUGACUUAAACAUUGUCUUUUCAACCAAUAAAAGAAGAUUGACUUAAACAUUGUUGUUUCAACCAGUAAAAGAAGAUUGACUUAAACAUUGUCUAUUUAACCAGUAAAUGAAGAUUGACUUAAACAUUGUCUAUUUAACCAGUAAAAGAAGAUUGACUUAAACAUUGUCUAUUUAACCAGUAAAAGAAGAUUGACUUAAACAUUGUGUAUUUAACCAGUAAAGGAAGAUUAACUUAAAGAUUGUCUUUUUAACCUUUAAAAGAAGAUUGACUUUAACGUUGUUGUUUCAACCAGUAAAAGAAGAUUGACUUAAACAUUGUCGUUUUAACGAAUGCUUUGCAGGUUAAGGGAAAGAGUUGGACAUUGUUGUGUUAUCCCAGGUAUUUUUGUAGCCAUGUCUUAGUCACUGACAAUUGUAAGCAACCAAAUCUCUUUUCAGGGAACUAUAAUAGAGUGUAUAAGUACAUGAUUUCUAUUUAGCUCCAAGGACGCAAACUGCUCCUUCAGGCUGCAAAAAAUUUACAGAUUAUCUUGAAUCACAGUUACAGCGAUUGUUGGAUCAAGUUUUUAGAUCAUAAUUUUAUCCUUAUUAAAUCUAUAUUGUUCAGUUUUGGGUUUAAAAUCAAGCUGUAGAUGUGUACCCAACUUCUUAGCAGUAAUUUGUUAGCAUGCACAAUCUGAUAUUCAAUAAAAGUAGCAUUUGGACCCUCCUUAUUCCAAUGUGAAUAUAGCAGCAAACUAUUAAGACUCAUGAUCUUCAAAAUGACAUAUAUCUAUGUAAACAAAUUUUGUAUGUAAAGAAAUUAAAAUAAGUUCUGCAAGAGAAGACAGAUAUAAUGGGAUUCAAUCAACCAGAUGUUUCCCAGCAUGCCCAAACAGCAGCAGAGCAAUCUGUUCGGAACACAAAUCCUAUACUUGUAAAUAGGAAUGUACUUUCUUCUUGGUCUGUCGUCUUUCCUCUCUCUCUCUCUGUCCCUACUUCACUCCCUCCCAUUCACUCUCUCACCUCAUUGUCCACAGUUAUUAAUCAACCCCUACAUGCUGUUUCCUUGGUAAUUUUAACCAGGUGUUCAGACCAAUACUUAUCAGACAAUUACAAGUGAGCUGGAUCUUAUGAUUAUUAUGUACUUUUCUACAUAAAUGCAGGAAAUGUGAAGAGUUUGUUCUUCAAGACUUCUUUCAGAAAACUUAAGAUAUUCAAAUACAUACGAACAUUUCUCAAUACUUCAGUCCUUGAAUGAACUUUUGCUCGUGUUUCAUAGACUGAGGAAAAUAUUGCUAGGCCGUUUUUCUCAGAAAACCCUGUACUGUCCUCCAAGCACAUUUGAAUUCUUUUAUACUUUGCAUGCACACAUAUUAAGCUGUGCUGUGUGGGCUAAUGUCACUGCUCUCUGAGAACAAACACAAACUGGUAAUCACAGACAACAGUCUCUGUCUUGCCAUAACAAAAGAAGGUGCUAAAUGUGAACUUCCACAUAUCUGCGCUUCGAGUCACAUCAGAGUAACCUUCAAGCAAAGCCAACGUGACAGUGUGGGUUUAUUAUGUCGAUUAGCUUAAAUUUAUCCAUGAACUCAAAACAUGAAGUUCAGCUGAUGCUGCUAAGGAGGUCACAUUUUCAGACAAGCUAUUGAUUGGAUAGUCAGGUGGAUUACAAAAUACUACUGGUGAUAUUCCCAUUGAAUUUGGUAAUUAACUGUACCAUGAUCUAGAUCCUACCCACUAACAUGGUAAAGUACGAACCCAAAGUAUCCAAAGCUAAGACAAGUCAGUGUUCAACUUAAAGGGAUGUUCUGGAGUAAAAUUAAUUUACGGUUAAAAACAUCGUAACACUGAGUCAGACACCCCCUCGAGAGAUGAAUGUUGCCGACCGCUUGCUUCUCUAGUUAUACCAACUUUCGUAACGACCGCACAAUAGCAAUACACAGUCUAAAGAGCCACACCCAAACCUCAACCGAAAGCGUCUCAGUCUGAUUGCAUUUCCAUGAAAAAAUGAUCAUAAAUGUUCUUAAUUGAGCUGCGUCACCUCGCUGCAGUCUAUAAUGGACUGGUCCGAAGUCUCACUACAAACAAGCGGUUGCUGGAAGGGAGUGAGUGAGUUGUGUUUAGUCUCUUUGCUAAAGAAAUUAGGCAAAGUUAAAAAGAUGUUUAUUCUCUAAUACUAUACCUGGGACCCUAUAUGUACUGUUGAUGAAGUUAGGUGCUGUUCUGAGCGUUAUUUGUGGUUAUAGAGUGACGUUCUGGUUGAGGUUUGUUUAUGGCUCCUCAGACCGCUGUGUAUUGCUAUCGUGCGGUCGUUACUAAAGUUGGUAUAACUAGAGAAGCAAGCGGUCGGCAACAUUCAUCUCUCGAGGGGGUGUCUAACUCUGUGUUACAGUGUGUUUGACCCUAAAUUAAUUUUACACUGGAAUAUCCCUUUAAUAGAUUGAUGGGACUGAAUGAAAUGUCAGAGAAUCCAAACACAUCUUUCAACAAGGAUACCAUGACAUCAAAUCAGAUUUCACAGCAAUCUAUCAAACAGUAAUCUAUUCACUCAAACUCACAAAUAUCAAAGUUGUGCUGAGUGAUUCACAUCAGUCAAUCACCUGCUGACCAUAAAUAACACACCGCAUUUAAUAAAUAACCCAUCCAGUGAUUUUUGUUUUUUUUACAUUCUUCAUCUGGACUAGAGGGAUUAACCAAAUAGCUAACAGAUUUUCAUCUCUAGAGCCACAUAAAAAAAAGGGCUCAAAAUACCCACAAGCACACAAAUGAUUGGCUCAGCUGGACUGAUCAAAAUAUCUUCAAUGACAAAAAUAGGACCAUAUAGAGGAUUUUAAUCAGCAUGUUGAACACUUUACAUCCCAGAUGGUUAACUGGGCAAUUUAGAGUAAUGACAGACAGCAGCAGUAUAUAAAUUGAGUUAUAUAAAUAAGCGACACAAUAACACUGAAUAAAGGUGAGCUCAUAACAUAGUACAUAAUUUUACACCAGUGUCUUGUAAUUUACUGCGUCCUCCAGAACAGAGUCCUGUUACCUAAUGGUAAUUUUCAUCCUAAGUCCACAUUUCUCUUACGACCUCUGCUCAGCUGCUGAAUAAUUAAUGGUCCUUAUUAUUGACCUCAGCGGGAAGACAUCUAUCACUGAACCUGUACACACUAUGAGAAUCUUUGCUUGGUAUGUGCACCGAGGUGAAUCUCUGGCCAGUCUUUCCUCGGGCCCCCUGCCUAGAAAAGAUACAGAGCGAGGUCUCAGAGUUGUUUGGCCAGUGCAAAUGGUCCAUGAGUUAAUGAGGUCGAUGUGGAGAGGCAGGUGCAGUUUGGAUACUUGAAGAGAAUACUGAGUAUUUUCUGUUUUCUUUUCUCUGUGUCUCUCUCGGCUCUGCUGUCCAAAUCCAGACUAGCUCUGACCCAGCAAAAGCUCUCAUGCAAAAUGUAUUACUCAGAACUGGAGGGGGAUCUGCUGUGAUUGAACGGGGACAUAAAGAAAUUCUAUGAAAAUGCAUGGUAUCAAGACCAUGUGACUGAAGUUUUUUCUUUCCACUGCAUGUCUUAUAUUUCAGAGAAUGCUCUCAUGACGUUUGGAAGUGAAUCAGAACAGCAGCCGUCUGUCAGCCAGCCCAGUUCACCCAGCCCCAGCUCCAGCAGCAAGGAAAACAGGAGCACCACCGCUUUCCCACAAGAGACGUUAGAAACCAUGAGGAAUAUUCUGGACACUAUCAUACCAACACAGGUGUGUGAUCUGUGGUCCAGUCAGACAUCGAGCAGUGAAUAAUAUCUAGGAAUAUUUUUUCAUAUGUGAGUUAUUCAUAUUUGAAUAGCAUGUAUCGGUACACAAGAGGAGAGUAACAUUUGUAUGAAGUAUUUUCUGUUGUGGCAUAUUCUUUCAGUACUAUACAUACAUUUUCCCAUUUUGCGAUGAUGACUUCAAUUAUUUGUCUUUUCUUUUUGACUCAGUUGCAUGCAUACAACCCGAAUCAUAUCAGGAUCAUGUUGUUUUCCAAGUCAACCGAGACAAUUUCAACUCAGACCAGACCAGAGCAGUCACAAUACCAACAUUUUGAGCUUUGCAAAGAUACCAGAAAAAAAAAAUAUAAUCAGACAACAAAUAGUUGCUUCAAUACCAAGGUGGGCAAAAAAUGAAAUUCUGGAACACAAAAUUGAUUCAUUUUGUCACUUUCGAUUUUCAACCUGCUCCCUGUGCCCGCACAAUAACAGUCCGUAAAGAAAGAACAUUUGACAAACACUUUUAAGAAAUGAAAGGCAAAUAAAUAUGAUUUUUUUGUCUUCAAAUAGUACAUAUAAACUCUAAACAAAAUAUUCAAUAUAUGACUUAUAAAUAACAUUUCAGUGGAGAACAUAGUGUGCUUUCUAAGAUAAGAUUCUGUCUCUAUUGCCCAUCUUUGACAUUGCAGUUUCAGUCUUUUCUUUGACAGACAAAAAAUGAAAUGGUGGACAUUUUUGUGAGACACCAAAGGGAGUUAACAAAACAUCCUAAUUUACCAGCCUGGGGAACUUAGAAAAGUUAAAGGCAAGAGGAAAUGUGACUUCAGCUGAAGAAAAAAGCCAGUUGACGAUUCCAACAAUACUUGCAACACUGUUCACAGAAAAAUCAAUGACUGUCCAAUGGGACACCUUCUUUAACUCUUUCCUUUGGCGCCUCAUUAAAUUUGACCCAGGUCCUAAGGUUUGGGUAAUAGCUGAUAGUGAGUAACCCUCCCAUUACCAAUGUAAUAAGUAAUACUCAUUGGUGGAAGAUCACUCUAAUUGCUGUACUGCUUUACUCUCUACCUCUGUCUGUUACUGUCGGAUAAUAACUCAAACCUGUUGAUUUUUUCACUUAAAUGUGCUGUUUGGUUGGUGUGUUGACUGGCAUGUACUCAACGAUCCCAGAUACAUAGACAGUAUAUGUACUGCUUAUAUAUGUAAGCAGCUUCUCUGAUACUACUAUGUUACUGGUAUUGGUAUCGAUGUCAACAACUGCAUUGGCGAGUCAAAAGAGAUUAUCUUCACCUCUUUUAAAGACAACCGUAAAACCAUUGGUGUCUCGUACCUCUACACAUGGUGCCCCCUGUGGAAAUGUGGCUGGAGUUUUUGACUUAUGCCAAACAAUAUUGUCAAUAUUGACUUUUUACUUUCUAACUCCCCCAAGUUUUCCUUAACAUAAACAGUCAGAAAGAGGUGUACAAGUGAGGCCACCGUUUGUGAAAAAUGAUACAGGACUAUCUGAAAAGGUGCAGUCGUAAACUGAUCUUUUUGUCUCCUCUCAGGCUCUGGGAAAUGAACUACUCGUGGGCCAGUCCACCCUGCCAUCCAACAGCCUCCCAAGCUCUGCAUCGCCUUCCAGCCAAAUGCUUCAAGCUGCCUUCAGCCUUCUGUUGUUGCUCCUUCAUCUGCUUAACAAUGGACACUAAAGACUGCAGGGGUGCGUGCCGAGGACCCUCCCAGCACCGAGCAGAUGGGAGGAUCGGUGCAGUUCACAGGAAAAAUGGACCGUGUGGCAUUCCCCCUCUCUCUAAAUAUGUACAGCAACUCUGUUUUUCUAUUUUUGUGUCUAAGUGGUCCAGUUCCACCUGCCAGUGCUCUCUCACAGUGUGGGAGACUCCUGCAGACAGAAGCCAGUCUGUACAUUUGUACAUUAUUGUUGCGAUCAAGCAGAAGUGAAUUCAGAGUGCAGCUUCUGUGGACUAACCCGGCUCUUAGCUUUCAAAUUGUAACUAUUCUAAAGAGAUAUAAUUAAAAUAUACCCGUAUAUGUAUGUAUGAUACAUAGGCAUAAAGUGUGUCAGUACCUGUGAAGGUUUAUCAACAGAAGCUCUUAUUUCAAAUAUUCUGAGGGGAAAGGGUCAAAGUAAACCUUUGAACUGAGCUUUGCACUCAGGCGCAAAGUGAUUGGAAAGCUGCUGAAGCAUGUGGGGCUCUAAUACCACUCUUCUUCAGUGACUGAAAGAGGACUAUUAUUUCUGAUCAAUACUGAAAUAGAGGAGACACGAAGAGACAAUAGUGCUGCAUUUUGCUCAGACAUCCCGGACAAAUGCCCCGAUCCCUUAAUGUCCAGCAGCGCCAUCUAAAAGAGAUGUGGUCAACCUGAGUACAUGAGAUAAGACCUGACCUGAUAAUAGAGCUCUCCAUCAAGAUGGUUGUUUUUGUUUGUCAAACUCCCACAUCACUUUACUACUGCUCAAGCCGUGGUGUCUGUUAAAAAAAAAAAAAUGAAUCUUUUGUUUUUUUUCAUUUUGGAUUUAAAGGGAAUUACACGAAAUAGCAGGAGCUCUACACCUGCAGCUGCUGUAGUAUAUGUUUGUAAGCUUGAUAUCCUUUAAUUUUCACAGUGGAUGUGAACGUUGCUUUACUGGGCUCUGAGUUUGUGAACUGAAUUGAUUCAUCAAGUUUUACCAACACCAGUAUUGAGCCACCCUGCCAUUAGAUGGUACGAAUGAUUGUGUAUUUUCUGUCCUGUAAACAUAACGGUUAUGAUCUCUGAUCAGGACCAGAAGUGCUGCCAAUAAAAGUUCUCAGAUCAUUAUGUUUACACGUUGGCA
Xyrichtys novacula (pearly razorfish) is the source of this 58528-nucleotide messenger RNA. The record is from the annotation of a GenBank genome assembly. Lineage: Eukaryota; Metazoa; Chordata; Actinopteri; Labriformes; Labridae.